AUGAUAGUGGCUAAUUCGGGGCGAGAUAUUACUUCUUGCGCUCAUGGCUGCUUGUCAAUGCCUGGAUGCCUUUCCUUUAACUUUGGUGAAGAUGUCAGUCUCUGUGAGCUUAACAAUUCAUCAUCAACAAGGCACCUUCAAGACUUCACUUUGCGUCCUGGUUUCGUUUAUGGUCACUGGAUUACCCUAGCCGUAAUUCAGUAUGUCUUCACAACGCUCGGUGCGGAAGGUCCACUCGGUCCAAAUAACACAUCCGGGUAUGUUGGAACGUCCCUCGAGGGCAAAGUCCAACUUAAUAAUGGCAUUCAAGAGUGGACAGUUCCUUACACGGGUAUGUAUUUCAUCGAGGUGUUUGGUGCUUCAGGAGCGAACGGGACCUGCGCUAACUGUUCAGGAUGGAAACAUGGAGGGCUGGGAGCAAGAAUCGCGGGAUUAUUUGAACUGAGACUUGGGCAGAAGUUGAAGAUAUUGGUUGGACAACAGGGGCAGGUCAACCUUGAUUUCAAAGAAAACCCUGGAGGAGGUGGUGGAGGCACAUUUGUGACACUCAUGGACAAUUCGCCACUACUUAUUGCCGGAGGGGGAGGAGGUGGAAGUAUUUCAAUCGACGGAAACUUGGACGGCGAUCCUGGGCAAGCUGGGCAAAAUGGAACAAGGAACGGCGGCGCAUCGGGGUCUGGAGGUCGGAAAGCAAAUCCAGGAAUACAUUCUGGGACUGGAGCUGGCUUAUGGGGCGAUGGUGAAGGUAUUUUUGGGCAGGCACGCAGCUUCAGAAGUGGCGGCCAAAGUGCCAAAACACUCGGCUCAUUAGGGGGAUUUGGUGGAGGGGGCUAUGGUUUGGUUCUCCCCGGGGGGGGAGGCGGAUACUCCGGUGGAGGAGUGGAAGGGACUCUCAACAUUGGAGUCGCAGGAGGAGGAGGCUCCAUAAAUAACGGCUCCGCCCAGAUAAACGAGAGCGGGGUUGACAAAGGAGAUGGGAAGGUCAUAAUAACUCUCAGCACUUAAAAACUCGAGCUGCUUCAGUUCACCACUUUCCUGAUGAAACAUGUCAAGAACUUUUUUCCGAAGACGGAUAAGAAAAAUAAAAUGUAGUUCAGUAGUCUUUAUGGUGAUAUGGUUAAGGAAGAGGAAAUAAAAGAGAUAUAGAGGAAUAUACCUUGUCUGGUUUUUCAGGUAUAGUCUACGUAAGAACUCACUUAGCUCGUUUCGACUGUGUCUGGCUCUAUGAUUAAACGAUGAGGAUAGUUUCACAUCAAACUUCAUUAACAAAAAUCACGGAUUAUGGGGAAAAUAGACCCUGUUCCUGACAGAGGCAGCGAAGUGUUUUGAAACGUGGGGCGUGCUCAUCUUAUACUCAGCCAUACGCAUACCCCUACUCACCAAAAUGCCCUUUGCGUUGUUCGUUGGCACGAGCAAUCUUUAAAGUGUUUAGUGUGUCUGUAAUCGAUUUGUGACAACGCAUCAGUAGGCAGUUGAGGGUUCAGGCGGUUCUGACGGCUCUGCUUCAAUGUGCCUCUUGGGUAGUCCUUGAGUCGUCUGAGGACAGAAAAUGUGCGCUCUGAAGUCGCUGAUGUAACAGGUAUUGUCAAAUACAUCCGUGUUUUUCGGCUCAAAACGUGGGAGGCUCUGCCCUUCCCAAUUUUUUGUUUGAGGGGGCUACAGAUCCCCCUGCCCCCCUACUCCUCCGCCUAUGCCUGAGUCAAAAUGAAGUAAAAUAUAUGAACCCUUUUCCAGAGAUAAAGAGUCUGAAAUAUGAUUUUUAUACGCUGUUCUAGAGCCAGAGAGAGGCAAAAACCACACCCUGUUGAGAGGCACAUAGGUACCCGUACCGAGUGGAACAUCUAUAUAACGAAAUCCUCAUUAUAACGAACGAUAUUCUUCGCCACAGAAAUUGUACAGGGGCACCCAACGUCAAUUUUCGGAAAAUAUCUGUUCGGCAGACGAUUUGAGAUCUAGAAUUUUCGGAACAUUUGUUGUAAAAUUUCUUGCUUGCCUGCCUCUCCUAGGAUUUUCGAACAUCUAACAAAUAGUAUAAUUGCCAAUUUCUAACGGAUUUUUACCCUAAAAACGUCACCUAGAAUUUUCGGGAGUCUUUUUUCAGGCUGAAAUUUUCGAAAAGGUAAGUUUUGAUCCCUCUAGUUUUCGGAUCACUAGACUUUCAGCUUGGAAAUCUGAACAGAUGAAAAAUAUGCCUAUAUCUACCGUUUAAAUACUAAAAUACGUUUAACAAUGCUAUGUGGUUUUGAACUAUAUUCCCGUUGGGUGCCCCUUAUUGUAAAAUAUUUAUAUGAAAAAGAACCUCGAUAUAACGAAACCUCGUUAAAAAACGAACAUAUUUUCGCAGUCCCUUGGCCCGUCGUUAAAUCGAGGUUCCACUGUAGUCCCACACGACCUCAAAAUCUCGCAAGCUUUUUUAAGCUUUUUUAAUUUCGGCAUCUGAUGAGUCUAGUUUCGUUUGUGUGAGCUCCUUUCCUCCUUAAAGUCCCGAAAUUUUUUCCCGUUAAGCUAUUGGAUUUGCAGGCUAGGUAUCAAUGUCUAUGCAAGCCUUCCCUUGGAUUUUACCAUUUCGCGACUUCCUACCUACACGUUUUCACUAAGUAACGUGUUUCGAUGUCUUUCGGCCAUGCCCGCAACUGGAACACAAUCUAUUCUUCUUGCGACGGUAUCGAUGUCAAGCGCCAUCUUUAAAAGUAGAUUUAAUAGCUAUAGGUGAUAAAUGUUUAUUUCCUUUAGUUUUCAAGGAAGCAAAAGAAUUGCGUUACGCGGCUAACAGAUAAAGUCACGCUACCUUGUUGACACCAUUAACCUCUCGAUCUCGCGAUCACGUUCAAGAAAUUGCUCUUUAAUUUCUUCUCGGGUAAUAUUUCAUCGUCUAGUAACCGUGGAGAUUUCAUUUAAAACCACAAGAAAUUCAGAACUAGCAGAUUCUAAAGUCUUAUUGUUUUGGAGAGUUCAUGAAAAUUACAUCCGAGUGUUUGUUUGAGUAGUGAUUUGCAUAUGAUAAUUGACGCUUCUAUUCACUGAAACAAACAUGGCGCUUCGCUUGCUGUUGUGGCUUGUUGUUUUCAUUGUUCCUUCUCCAAGUUUUGCUUGUCCAACGAAAUGUUUAUGUACAGAGCAGGGCAGCAGAGGAUCGGCAGACUACAAAAGGAUUGUCGAUUGUGCAGGAAAACUCGGUGAUUUGAAUAGUAUUCCUUGGGACAUACCAGAUGACACAACGAACCUGUGAGUGAACUGUUUUUGCGUGCGUAAAUAUUUUAUCAUAUUACUUUAUUUUAUUAUCAGGUGGGGUAUUUGGUGCUUAUAUUUUACAGUUCUAUGUUAAUAUUUAAUUUAAAUCUGGUGCGUAGUCUUCGAGGUAAAAUCAUGCUGCCACAAGCUGUUAGUAAAAAUAACGGUUGUUACUCGACGCUAUAUUGCUUAGCGUGAAAAUAUAUCGUCACGAACUUCGUAAAAUUUUCACUUCUCGGUCGUCGUACAUUUUCAUUUUUAAAAAGCAAUUUGUCGUAAUUUCGUCUUAUUUUGUACUAUGAAUCUGAUGAAUGUCGCACAGGGCACAGGCAUACUCUGUAGAUUUCCCGCUGUUUUGAGCUAUUGUAGUUCGAGCUUGAUUCUGAAAACCGAAAACUGCUAAAACGAUCAAAACAACUUACAGCACAAAUCAGCAAAUCUGUAACCAGCCACAUAACUUUCGUUACCUAUUUUAAAUUCCUCGAAUGGUAGAGAUAAAUUUGAAAUAUAUUCUCUGCGUCCAAAAUUUUAUCCGCGUAACAAACAGGAUACCGUAAAGGAGAUAAAUAAGUCGUCGAUGAUGAUAAAUAUGACAGUUCGUGCUUGUUUGAUGGUUUGUAACUUUCAGACUGUGUUUUAAUUGAAAGUUACAUCUCAUCUGAAAUGAACAACUUCAAAGUUAUUUUAAACCUAAUGAGGAAAUCUUGAAAACCUCUUCGCUCUAGAGGGUUUUUUAUUAUUUUUAGCUUAUUAGCACUAUCCAGGUACAUUUGUGUUCUUUAUUCAAAUUUUCUUUUUUGGCACCUGAAAGUCAAACGCACGCGUUCAAAAAUCCGGUUUAUACCAUAUAGAAUAUUUUAUUACAUUUACAGUAACAUUAGAUCAAAAAGUUUUUAAUCCAUUGUUCAGUGGUCGAUGAUGUACGUGUUUAAUGGUCCGUUUUAAUCUCUUCCGAGGUUAAAACCAUGGGAAUGCAGACCUUCCCAACUUAAAAGAAUAUUAUCAUAUCAGGUAUUUAUUGUCCUCGAGUUCCGAGAUAGAGUCGAGUUAUUAAAUCGCGUGUCUUUCCAAGUGCUAGUAACUAAUCAACGCCAAAGGGGUAGAUUAAUUGUUGUACCCGAGCCAACCUUACCGCGUACGUGACAAUGCGCAUUUUCUAUAUGCCAAUAUCAUGAAUAUAGCGCUUUGAUAAUCGUUCGUUCGUUGGGCCAGUAUUGGUGCGAUAUAUUUAGUCCAACUGUCUCCUGCUUCGACAGAGGUUGCACAUUUACUUGAAUCUUAUCUUAACUUUGCUGUGAUAGUCAAACCAAUACACGGCCAGUAGUCACUCGAAUUGAAGGCGGUGUGCAUCAGCUUUUGAUCAUGAGUUGUUUUUCUAUCCAAGGCGUUAUUUCUAAGUCAAAACUGUUCCAUUAAAAAAAAUUGCUUUGAUAAUAUCAGCCUGGAAAAGGGUGGAUUUUCAUCCAAGAUUAAUUUUACUUGUAACAACUUCCCGGCAACUUGUAAACGGUGUUUAUAAAGAUCAUCUUGUAAAAUUUAACGCGUCAUUAAACAACAUGAUUAGUUUCCUAAUAAAAUCUUUUUUUUUUCUUUUAACACUUACUUAAACAAAUUAUAGCUGCAAUCAAUCUUAUCUGAAUCACGGGUGUAUCACAGGACAUUCAAAUUUCAAAACAUGCGUGUUAUAAAUUUGACGAUUCUGCUCUGUAAAUACUAUUCUACAAAGCUACUUAGCUAAUCUCUCCGUUCCUUGCUGUUGUAACAUAUUGAACCACAUUUAGUGGCAUUUGCAUGAUAUUUGUGAAUAGGUCUUUAAAUAAUGUAAAAGAAAGCCUCCUCAUUUAUACUACUGCCUUACCCUACUCUAGACGGGCAUCACAACCCCUCUCCCGACACUGAUCUACUUCUGCUAUUUGAAACGAGUAUUUUGAAAUAUGUUUUCUUAUUUUUACUGUUUAUAGAAUCCUGAAGGACAACAGGAUUGAACAACUCAGUGAGCAAGCCUUCAAGACCUUAACAAAACUUCUUGUCUUGUAAGUGAAAGUCCAUUGACUCCCAGUUCGUUCAUUCAUUUCUAUCUUAAUAUAAAACCCUGUUGCCAUCUGUCCACAGACUUUUUUCUUUUCUUUUUUUCGAGGAAUUUCAGGACCCCAAACCUCUUACGCUGGCGGGCGAAAGAUCCCACAUGCGUGCUUUUUCCACUAGAAUGUCUGUAAACAGGUUACCAUGUUAAAUAAUAGAACCAAGUUGGCAUUACUGAAAAACAUGUAGUCGGUGCCUCAUGAAGGUAGAAAACAUACGAUCAGCCGCACCAAAAGCGGGGCUAAAAGCAUGCGACUUGUCAGGGUCGGCCAGGGGGGUAGUGAAAUACCAAAAUACCCGAAAUAGACCUUCCAAUAUACCAAACUAGUAAAAUACCAAAAUUAAGAAAACCACGGUAUACUUUUAACCCAAAUUAGUUGUGAGUGAAUGCUUUAUACCCAAACUUCCGCAUAUAUAAAAUACUGUAUACCUGAAAUUAAAUUUCCCAAUAUACUGUAUACCCCAAAACCCUGGCUGUUCCUGACUGGUGCCGUCCUUUGUGUAGACUGUUCACAGUCCCCUAUUUUUUCGUGAGAUCGUUUAGAUAUACCGCGUCUUCUUACCGUAACGGCUAUCUUGAUUUUAAAAUGUACCGAGGGGGCGGGCGUCGGGGAUUAUGGCUGGGGGGAAGGGCGAGAAAAAUAGAAAAAUAUUUUUCUCGCUUUCUCCCAAACCGCCCCCGCCCCCUAGGUAGUUUUGACACUCAUGCAAGAUGGGUAGCCCGUAACGCAAAGCUCUCGGUCUCGAUGAUCUUACGGAAAAAUAGACGACUGUGAACAGUCUAUCCUUUGUGGGACUGUGGGCAGGGAAAGCAGUAUGCACUAAGAAGAGGCCUAAUGCAAAAACACAACCAGCGCUGAACCAUUGCCGAGAAAUGCACCUAAGCGCUUAAAAACUUUUAACACCGUUUCGUUUAACAACCGUUUCGUUUAAAUCUGUUUGCUUUUCAGAGAUUUGAGUAACAACCGUAUUACAGCAGUAAGGUCGAAGAUUUUCAGCUACCUACCAGCUCUAAAAGAAUUGUAAGUACUAGUGGCGGUUUCCGCUUGUGGGUUUCGUUUCUUCGUUGAUAGUUUGUCUAAAAAGAUUUGUAGACUACGAGUAGUCCCCCAUUUUUCCUCAGGGAUAGUGGAGCGGGUGAAACGCCGGCGCGCGUGAAAAUCACCCCACGCGUGUCGCCUUUUCUCGCGAAGGGUGAUUUCACGCGCGCUUGCGUUUUGCACGCUCUAUUAUCCCUGAGGAAAAAUGGGGGACUACUGUUAGUCUAAAAGGUUCGUCGCCAUUGCAGUUUCUGUUAGUAUUCUUCGCGUAUAUAUCGAAACUUGUCCAUGUUGAAGGUGCCGAAAAUCAAGCAACUGGUCAUUCGUGCGGCCAAUGCCCCCAACACACGCCUCGAAGUGAUAAACUCGUUUUUUCCGGGGAUAAGGAGGUUACAGAAAGCAUUAAGCAUUAAGUUGGAGCCAAGCUAAGAGAGAAAACACAUCAGCCUUAUCUUGUAUUGGUUUUUGCUCCUAAUUAGUCUGGAAAAGUUAGUUUGUUGUGUCAGAAGUCUUUAGAGCUUUAUAGCAAGAAUUCGGAAACUUCUGUCGCCAAUUUUCUGGUCUGUAGAGAGAUUUGCAGAUGAGUGUCGUGAAACCAACAGGCCGGGACGUAAGUAACUACUCUGACUUGGGAAAUCGCCAAACCAAUCAAAACCUGAGGGAAAAUGCUGGAAAUCUCUUGUAAGAAAGUCACGUUUUUUUUUAUUAUUUACACCUGACUGGUUGAAAAAGUGGCGCGAGAAAGCGUGACAGAGCAAAUCUUUCUUUCCACAUGCAAGUAAAGCGUGCCCUAGAUCGGAUCACUUUUUGCAUUUACAGGUACUUAAGUGGAAACCAGUUGACCUGCGACUGUAAACUGUAUGGAGUGUUCAAUGCAUCGCAACACUUACCAACAUUUACAGGAACUUGUUUCAAGCCGGAUGAAUUGCGUGGCAAGAAUAUAAAGUCACUCAAGCUGUUGGAGUUCUGUCGUAAGUACUUUUAAAGCGGCAAACAGACUAUUGGCGGGAAACGUAUGAAAGAGUUUCCUUUUUGUUGCGUGUCAAGACCUCAGACCUCAAGGAGACAAUAAUGACAACGCGUGCUGUUCCGGCACAAACUCCAGUAGGCUUGAGUUUUCGACAUGUUUCGAAACCCAGUUGGCAUUUAUUUUAGGUUAAGAAUCGCAGCAUAUGAAAUCUCGGUAUGGUAACUAACCUAAUCGUCUCUUUUAAACCUCGACACGGCUAAGUAUAUAACAGUUUUACAUAUAAAAUAGCCAUUGGCCUAGGGUUAGAUACAUUAUGCAGGCAUAAUCGUGUUUUGGAGCAUCGAGCAUAAUGCCGGCAUAAUGGCCAUUAUUUUCAGCAUAAAGAGAAUCAUAAUGAAAAAAUAUAUAUAUUUCCGUAACUAUGCUGAGACAUUUUUACUUCCAAGUACUUUUGCUAAUUAAGGAUUAACGUAUUUCAAGGUUUGAUUGCUUCUUUCAAUGUCUUGUUGCACCGUUGCAUCAUGUUGUUAGGCUGCUAAUUGUCUAUCCAUGGCUGCCAGUUCGAAUUUGUAACUGAUGCAGUAAAAUGUUGUGUAUUUAUGUCUGCGGGGAUGGAUAAGGGCAUCAAAUACAGCCAAGAUCAGUCGAGCAUAAUGCUACUUUUCGAGCAUAAUUUUAAAUCUUAAUGGUGUUGAUUUGAGGGUGACGCCCACAAGCAUACAGCUCAAAUUUUCGAGCAUAAUAUAUCUAACCCUACAUUGGCCCGAAAAAGUCCUCACUCUUAUACAAGCCCUUGCUUUUAUAUGCCGUGGAUGAUAUGUUUAUAUAUUAAUUAAUUAAUUUUUUUUUCUUUUUUCCUUUUUGGAGGGUAUGUCUUAGCAUGGGAAUUUGGUUUCCCCCUACUACCGUCCUGUUAACCAUUUUUGUAUUUUUGUUCGAUUGUAUAUGUUAGUAUUAGUUCAUUUGUAUCAGUUUUGUAUGGUUACGAACUGUGAUAAAAGAUUAAAGAUAUUGUUCACUCCUAUUUCUGGGUUGUUUUGUUGUUUCUUGAAACAGGUGGCUGUGACGCGGUAAAAGCACAAACAAACGCGGAUGCUGACGGAGAGUACUUCAUGCAAAUCGGCACGGACUGUGACAAACGUGUGCGCUUGUAUUGUCGAGGAAUGAGCACGGAUAGUCCUACAGAGUACGUCUCACUCCUUUCUGGUCCGAAAGACAACUAUGCUUAUGUGUAUGGCUACAAACAACCUUAUGCAUCUAGAGAAGAGUGCGUAAAGGCAGACGGUGAGUUUGUGUCCGCUCUUUGCGCGGCAAUACUGUUAUAGUAGGAUUACGAGGAUUUUUUUAUUGGCUCUUUAUAGGAUACUCGGAAAACUGGACCAAAUGUCGUCCUUCCAUGCCAUGGUGCAAUUCGACAGAACUAUAACUUAGUCUCGCGUGCUAACUCAAAAUGUCUCUUUAACAUUGUUACCCUUAUCAAAGUGUGUUUUCUUCCUUCUUUCAACUUGUUCUUAUACCAUUCAUGCAAUAUUAUCUAUCAAGCACGCCAGUCGAGGAAGGGAGAUUAGAGAAAAGUAAAAGGCGUAUGUUCUCUGUGAAAUUAAAUGGUGCAUUUGCGAUUUCAUCUAUUAGAGAGCUUUAGAUUCAAGGAUGAGGACAACGUUCUACGUAUUCUCAAAAAUAGACACCCUUAAUGACUUUUACUUUAUUUCACCUGAAAAGUUAACACGGUUAUUUUUGUUGCAGGAAGUUAAACCCUGCCCCGAUCGCAAAAUAAUAAAACAUUUGAUAACUUUUUCCGGCCAAUAAAACUCGUGGUAGAAUGUCGACGGCUAUCGCGUUUUCCCGCCAAAAUGACGCUGGUUCCCGCGCGGAAGAUUUCAAAGGUCUCUAUCUACUGUGAUGAUAAGGUGUCAUUCACUCCUUUCUUUACGAAUCGAGGCUCAACGUCAUGAGCGUCAGCAAAAAAGGCUAUAGCACAGGGAUACCAAGCUUUAUUUCAGGGUAGGAUUUUUCAUACUUAAAGUUUUUUCUCUGUUAGGAGCCUCAGUUUACUCGGAAGCUGGAUUCACAAACUUCACUAAAGUUCGUCUGGAUCUCAGUACCAUGACCCUUGUAGCUGAAGACUUCCAUUACUCAACAACAAGCUCUGGUAAAAAGAUCAAAUAUGGCGAAGCUGGGGAUUGCUUUUCUGCUAGUAAAGAGUACUGUCGCAAAGGAGAAUUUAAAAUUGAUCUAACAGGAACUGGCUUUCGUCUUAAGGCGAGUUUUCUUACUAUAAGUAAUUCCUAUGAAAAAUAGAAACGAAAGUCUUACUUAAAAGAAGGCACGUUUUUCUUCCUCAUUUGUGAUUAGUUUUCUUCAGAAUGGGAAUAACGCUGUAAAAAGGUGUCGUUGGUGUCAGUGUACUCAACAGUAGUUUUAAGUACGAAAUUGAAAUACUAAAAAGAGAAUCACGUUCGCAAAUGCUAAGGAUACCCGUUUUCUAGCCUGCAUAGCAAGCUUUUUCAACCGCGUUUUUGCGCAAAAGUUGGAGCGAGAGUAAAAUAAAUUGAAGAGGGGGGAAGGGAAGGGAAGAAGAGGACACUAUUCUCCCCUCUCCUCUCCCAUCAUUCCCUUUUUAUGCUCUCGUCCGAAUUCCCCACUCCAGAAACUAUAAGGGGAAUGGGUACAAGCUUUCGGUGCAACGAUCUCUGGGAUCGUUCGGGUGGACAAGCGUUACUUCUGAUUGGUGGAUGGUAUCCAAGGCAACCAUUAACCCAUCUCCCUAUAGUUUCUGGAGUGGCGAAUUUAUUCGACGAACUCGCGCAGAAACGCUUGCUACGCACGCUACCAGUUUUCUUAAGACUAUAAAAUUUCUUUCAGCAGGACUUUCGUUUUCGUGUAUUUUAAAGAGUUGGUGGACCUAGGGGAGAGACCUGGGGAGUCAGCCCUCCCUCCUUAAGUUUGAGACUAAACCGAGGCCUUGCUUUGGAUACACCAUAAAAUGUUUCAUUUUCAAUACAAAUUGCAAUAAUAGAACCGUCAUCUUCGAUUUGUUCUAUAUGUUAAGGUACAAAGACCCAGGGUGUCGUUUGUAAGAAGACAAUUCAAGUGACAUAACUUACCGCUGUCGGUCAUUUUCUUUCUUUUUAACGUGGCACUCUAAAACAAAGAGGGUUUAGAAGGACUUCCGUGCAUUCAAGCAGUCGUUAAUCACACUUUGUAGAUGAGAAGCAGUUAAUUUUGGCUUUAUUGCUCUUUUUGUAAAAAAAAAAGGUGAUAGAAGUCAUUUAGUUUAUGCAAAAGUUGCUUGUCUAAUCCUUAAUUUUGAUUUGGCCUUUUAGGACGACGUGGUCUGGGAACCAUACGGCACUCCGUCAGGUAUGAAGAAUCUGCUAGACGUGGAUGAGGAUCGCAGGCGCGUGUUUGGAGAGUGCGGGGGCUACUGUGGAGGUUGCAGGGCUCGUGGUGGAAAAUUAAAAGUGGAAGUGGAAAACUGUCAGAAGGGGUUCGAAUGUAAGACUUAUGUUGCCUGUCAACCUUGAAGAACAAGAAUGUAGUGUUUCCCUUAUUGCGUUCGACGUUAGGAGAACGCAACACCUAAUCUUGGAAUUCCUUGGUUAUCCUGGGGUACACGGGAUUGAACUUUUCAGCAAGAUUUUUUCGUCGUGCGUCCGUAUUUUGGGCGCCACUUUGAAUUACGUCAUAAUGCGCAUGCGCAUCACUCUGGUUCGGUCAUGGUCAAUCAAACGCUGCAAAUGGGCUUCGCAAGCACGGAGAUUUAUUAGUUCGCCGAGGGAAUGAAAUUCGAAGUUGUUUUUAAAGCAUAAUUAUACUGAUAAUCUUUGCCAUCCCUUUUUUGGAAAAGGACAAGCACCAAAACCAAAACGAAACUGGAAACUUCGAUAAAUCUUGGAACCACUGCAAACCGCGUCCGACCACCAUGACCGCACAGGUUUAAAAAAAAGGUUUGAUUCGCCACUUUAAAAACGAGAAGGAGACUGGCCGAGUUGACUUUCGCAAAGACUUCUGGGACUUACUUGGGACAGAGAAGAAUUGGCCAAUAGCUGACCGGCGCGUCCCCAGUAACCAUCCCAGAAACAAUUGCGGGACACAUUUCGGCACCAGUCCCCUUAUUGUUUCUAAAGUGGCGAAUUGCAGAUAAUUCGAAUCCAUUUAACAGAGAAAAGGUGGACUUCAUUGGUUAACUGACUCAUUGAUCAAAGACAACUGAUUUUCUCUUAUUGCCCUUGCAGCUUGUUAUAAAGGUCUUGGAAUGGAAGAUCGCUCCAUUAUAGACAGCCAAAUUACAAGUUCAACCUUCAAGACAGACGGAAGCAAAAGUUACAGACCAGAGUAUGGCCGAUUAAACAACAAACCUUCGGGGCUGAUGGGUGGGGCAUGGUGUGCAGCAAGAUCGGACACGUCCAGCUAUCUUCAGAUUGAUCUGAAAAAGGAGAUGACUCUAUCUGGAAUCGCUACACAAGGUCAAAAUGACGAACCUAACUGGGUUGCAAAGUAUUCCAUUGAGCACAGCAAAGAUGGAAACUACUGGCAACCUUUCAAAGAGUUUGGAAUUAAGAAGGUUUGUGCUGGUUCUGUUGUUAUCACACUUCAAUAGCGGGAUGGUUUGCCUGUGCACUGUCACUUUGAGCGGAAAACAUUAUGAAACGGGACGAGAUUACUCCAACACAGCCUAGUCCCAAGGCCUUCUCGGCUCGGUCAAACCUAGACUCUACCAUGACCUGUGGCGUCGACCGCACUUUUCCAGACUUCGCGCGGACAACGGGGCAAGAAGAGAGAACGCCUAGGGACUUGGCUGCAUUGUGCGAACACGUUAAAUUACCGUAAACGUCCGAAAAUAAGCCCCUCCAUGUAUAAGCCCCUCAAAAUAUAAGCCCUCCAAACCGGUAACACAAAAAUCCCUCCGUUAAAUCGUUCCCCCCCCAAUAUUAGCUCCGCGGGGGCUUGUACUUGGAAAAAUGCCCUCAAAUACAAAGUAAAACAAAUCCAAAACGGUAAAUUUGCUUCCAACUAUAAGGAAAGCCCAAUCGAUUUUGAAAGGCAAAUUCCCCUCCGUAGAUAAGCCCCUCCGAAUAUAAGCCCCUCCAAAAAUAAGCCCCUCAAGUAGGGCCUUUGAAAAAAAGAAGCCUCGGGGUUUAUUUUCGGAAUUUUACAGUAUGUUCAGUCUUGAUGGGCGGGACAAUUCCCUCAUACUGCAACCAGUCCCCGAGAACUUUAGACUGGUUCUCAUGUACGAUUCAUAAGAUUUCACGUUUUGUUGGUUUUCGUGGGAAAAUUUUCGAGAAUUGCGCCCUUAGUACCAACCUUUUCGCCUCUCUCACUUUGUAAGGGAAACGCCCUGGGUAUGCAGUAAUACCUGACGAGAAUUUUCUCAGGAAAGGUGUUCUAACACCAACACUACUAAAACAGGUUAUACUAGUUUGCCCUUUUUCUCAGGAACGGUACUCAGAUCUCUAACACCAACGCUGCUAAAGCAGGUUAUGGUAUUCGCCAGUGAGUCAAUAUGGCGGGAACUAAAUGGACGGUAAACGAAGCCAAUGUUCUUAAAGUCUUUUGCAGUCAUUUCCUCAAAGAAAUAGUUGGGAAUUUGACAAACGAUACCAGAAUUUCCUUUAGGUGAUCAUUUCAUUAAUUCUCAAUACCAUUUCUAUUGAUGAUGUAUGGAUAAUGUUAGUAGAAAAUUGAUGUUAGUCACUCUUGGGAGUUAGAGGGGUAAUUCCAAAGCAGUUUAGCCUCAGCCCACUGCUCUGUAUAACCAUACCUCGGGUGCGCAGGUCAUUCUAGCUGGCUAACGAAGUCGAUUGCAAAAAAAUUAACGACGGUUUCCUGUUCGUUACUUUCAGGAUUUUGAAGGAAAUGUUGACCAGAACAGCGUGAUGACUCAUUGGUUCAAUCAGCGGUUUCGUGCACGCUACGUGAAAAUUGUACCAAAGUUAAUCAGCAGUCCCACGAACUCAAUCUGUAUGCGUGUUGAGCUUUACGGAUGCGUUACCGGUAAAACGUCUUCUGAAUUCCCGUAGAAGUAGCCUGUUCCAGGCUUCAAGAUAGGAAUGUGCCGAGAUUGGGAAAACUGACGCGAAAAACAGGGGGAGCUGUGGAGAGAGGCCCCCUUUCCCAGAUCCCGCGAGUCUUAUUUUCACUUAGCUUGUUUUCGUGACGUCCCAACUAUCUGAGAGCCUGGCACAGGCUUUUUGGGAAACUGCCCACCUACUCCUCCGUUAAGCCAACAUUUUGCCCUGAGUGAGAAGCAAGUGUUAAUGUUGGCUUAGGGGAUGGGUAGGUGGGCAGUUUCUCAGAAACGUAUAAUGAUCCCUACGGUGAGAGACAGUAUUUUACAGAAUUUAAUGUUUUCCCCUUCUAACGUACGCUAAACCAACCAGACAAGAAUUCAGAAUGUUUGACGUUGACAAAAAAUGGAUACGAAAUACGGCGGUUUCGUUCUUACUUCGGCAUAUUUUAUAGCCUGCAAAGCGGACGAUUUUUUUCUCAAAAUUGUCCAGUUUGUAGUUGCGCUAAGCUCCGAUGGCAUAGCGCGAUGCGCGAGAGCCUUGCACAUGUGAAGUGAGAUCAGGGAGAAGAGGAGAAUUUUCAGCGUCUCUCCCAGGCCCUACUCCACGUCAGACCUUUCCGUUUGACUAUCGCUUGCAUUCUUGACCAACCCCAAAAAGAGCUGUUUUCCAGUCUAAACUGAACUAUAAGAGGAAAUGAAAAACCUGAAUGGCAACUAUUGGCUAUUGAAGUGUACGAAAGCAAUUGGGGGGUUGGAACUCAUUUCAGUGAUAGUGAAGCGGUGAUAAUAUUAAAAAGCGUUAGAAAUUGAUAACAGUGAGCUAUAACUUUCGUAGUUUUAAACCCGUGUCAUCUGAAAAACGUCAAAGCCCAUAAUUGUCUCUUUGGAUUCCAAUAGCCUUCGCUAUAUUUUAAAGGUAGUCUUUAAAACUUUCUUCUAGUGUUGCACAGAGGGUUUGCGUGGAAGGAACCGCAAACUCGUUCCCAGGGUUAUUACGUCAAAGUGGGAGCGCCGGGGAAAAGGGUCUGGGAACGAUGUCGAACUUAGCAUCAUAGAAUAACACUCACAUUUACGUAUGGGUUCAUAGAGGUGAUUGUUUCUAUUCCUGACAUUGUGUUGCGAAAGAAAUGCUUUACAUGAUUUAAUUGCCUUUUUGAAAUUAUACAAAUGCGUCUUCGUUUUUUUUACAGAUGUCGUUUCCGUCGUAAUACGUAGCUCAACAACGAAAAACUGCUGGAGUCCGCAAGCCAGCUCUAAUCCUUGCGAACCUGGGGAAGGGACGCAGCUCUCAUUGAAGUCUUUCUGUCAGGGGGAGGGUGUGAUGAUGUCUUUGCGCCGAGAUGGUUCUAUAGCGCACAGUUGUAGUGGAAAGUGCGUGUAUCGCAAUGAGGGCUCGUUCCUCGCCCUCAGAGAUGGACCAUGUGAAACUUUUACGAAGCAGGAAGAGAAUUCUGGAACCUUCUGGCUUAUCCACCAAGCCAGUGGCUUGUGUGUCAACUUGGAUGCUGCGAACAACUUGGUUUUGUCCAGCUGCAAUCCGAAGUAUUUGUUUGAGAUGACGCAGUCAGGUAUGGUCCCAUACAAGUAUUUUUGUCUCGUCCCCAGCGUUGCGUGACGAGACAAAAACGGCUACGUGAGACCCUUUUUUCCUUCUCAUCGUUCCUCGCGCUCUUUAUCUCCCUCUCUCCUCAACCUUGAAGGGGCAAAACGGAGGCAUCUACGGAGGAGUGACAGUAGCCAAGGGAGCAGUUUCUUUCAACACUGUUAAUAUUAGCGCUAGUAUCCAUACUCUAUCCCUGAUAAGACAAUCGACUAACCACUGGUGGUUGAAUUCCAGAUCUGUGACUUAUUCUACAUUACUAGACUUGACCCCCUCCACCCCAAGGUGUUAAAGAGGGUAGUGGAGACCGAUAGCAUAAUAACGAGGGGUAUAAAUGAUUGACUGUUGUCUCAUUUAUGUCAGAGAAAAGGGAUGGCGAUGAUGAUACUUAAAUCAAUCGACGAAUCAGUUGAUCAAUCAGACUUAAUUUACACAUACAGAGUAUAUGAAUUUCUUAUAUUUGAGCUGUGGGAUGACGAAAUAAAUGUAAAGAAGAUCAUCGCAGUUGAAGACACAAGUUAUAAAUUUCUUCAGGCUUUCUUUUUGCAACUUCAGAAGUUGCGUCUUCAACUCCGAUGAUCUUCUUUAGAUUUAUUUCAGACUUAGUGGGUUGGAAGGACACAGAGUUCUUACUGCCUUAUUUUCCCUCAGGUCUGCAACCAAUUAAACCGAAGUCCAAAACGGCUAGUGACCAGUACCUCACGCUCAACAAAGCAGGCUGGGUUCAUUGUAGCGUUGCCGCAGAUCCACGCGCGAAGUUCUUCUGGAGUAAAGCAAACCCCUGGCCAUUUGGAGAGCGCCUUGACGAGUUUGAAUUUGUGCCAUUUUCGAACGGUUCGCUGUUUGUGAGGAAGGCUAAGAAAAGUUAUGAGGGUGAUUAUUAUUGCACGGCUGUUAAUUCAGGAGGAUAUGAGUCUACAGACAUAAGUGUCAAAGUGGGAGGUAAGAACUCGGAGAUUGAAUUUUCGACCGAAAACUCGUGUGUUUAGGUGUUCCGUUCACACGUAACUAAGCUAACCUUACGAAAAUUUGAACGCUAAAUCGGGGUCAAAUGUUUAGCCGGUACGAUCAAAAAUUAAAUUGGCGCAAUGUGAACACCUUUGCACUCAAAUUUGACCGGCGUAUUGUGCACGCCAUAACCGGCUUAAUUUUUUGUGCGGCAAAGGCGCGGUUGCAUGGAUGCGUGGUUACUAAGCUGGGAACACGCCAUUUUGUGUUUGCUAUAGUAACGCUCUGCGCAUGGGCUGGUGGUAAAACCGCUGACAAAAGUUAAAUUCGACCUGGUUUGUUAGUUCCGUGUGAACAGAGCGAAAAAAAUUGAACUGUUCCCAUGUGAACGAAGUUUCCGGUCAAGUUUUUUAGCCAGUCGAAAAUUCGUCUAGUGCCAUGUGAACGUAGCCGCGGAUCAAUUUAGGUUUCUGGGAAACUGCCCACCUACCCCUCCCCUUAGUUAACAUUAACACUUACUUUUCAUUUAGGGCAAAAUGUUGGCUUAGGGGAUGGGUAGGUGGGCAGUUUUUUGAUUCGCCUGAUUAAGGGUAUUAACUUCCUAAUCUACCGUCGGUCCAUUGGUAAACGCACAGAGAAAGGAGUAUAGUGCAGAAGUCUCUCUUGCUUGUUCCUAUAUUCAAAUGAACAUGAUGAUCAACGGAACAGAUAUUUGUAACUAAUAUUGUAACCUUGAUGAACAACAACAUAUGCAACUCAUUAGGUUCUAAGGGAAACAGGAAAAAGUCUAACAGCUUUGCUUGGUGCAGAAACAAACCCUAUGCGACAGGUUGAUCUGGCCUCUUUUGUUCAAAAGGUGGAUAACGUUAUCAACUGGAUAAAUCUCUAUCCAGUAGAUAACGUAAUUGGCCUCCCUAAUACUUAUCCGCUGGAUACUGAUUUAUCCAACGGAUAACGCUAUCCAACGCAGUCCGUCAAACGCCCAGAAUCACAAAUUGACCUCUUCAGAAAAUACCAUAACGUACCAUAAUGCUCUUUGUUUGUCACACCAAAAUUUUGCAUAAGCAUUGUUUUCAGUUUCUCUUGGGGCCAUUUUAACUCCCAAGAGAAACUGAACACAAUGCUUAUGCAAAAUUUUGGAGUGACAAACAAAGGGCAUUAUGGCACGUUAUGGUAUUUUCUGGAGUGGUCAAUUACAAAUUUAAAAGAGAAGAAUAAAGUUAUCGGAAAUCUCCCAAGAGGAGACUAAAACAGAAUGAUAUCAUGAAAAUUUCAUUAUAUAUUCUUUUAAUCACAACGUAUCGAAGAAAGGCGCUAUGCAUACUUGCUUGUUGGCUUUGUCUUUCGUCUGUUUCUUCUUUUCGCGUUGCAGUAAUGUUCUCGCGUGAAUGUUCAGUUUACCUUCUGGUUGGAAAAUUGUGAAAAUUUCUCAGUCAAAAAAGGAAUAUUUGUAAGCUUAUUGGUUGUUUUCCCAUUGCAGAGCCACCCGUUUUUAUUGAAGUUCCGAAAGACUUGCAGACUUCAGUCAACAGGACCGCCAUGUUUAAUUGUAGAGCCAGUAUUGGAAGUCAGAUCACGUGGUUUAAGCGCAUGAAAGGAUCUUCUUCGCUAUCAUCUGUACAGAAGCUGGGCAAACGUUUUAACGUUUUCCCUAAUGGUUCACUGAAAAUACAUCCAGUUCAGAAAAUAGACGAAGCCUUUUAUCGGUGUCGGGCCGAAAAUCCAGUAGGAUAUAAUAAUGCUUCGGCUUUCCUUCGUGUUCUGGGUAUGUAUGACUUAAGACCUACUCUCGAUUGACUUGGGAGCCUUUAAAAGACAGUGUCACCUAGAUUUAUAGCCUGUGAACAGGCUCUCUGUUUGGGGAAAAAUAGCGAGGGAAGGGAGGGAAAAGGGCUUUUCCCUCUCCCCAGUUCACCGCUCGACCAAAGGCCUGUUCACAGGCUACUAGAUUUAGUGUUACGUAGCCUGCUAGCAAGCUUUCUGUCUCUAAAGGCGAGUUAAGCGAGUUUCGAUAGGACGCGCGAGCGAGCAGCUCUCGCGUCGCCUUUCUCGUGUCACUCGCGAGUGUCUUCUCACGAAAAUCCCCAAUUGGAGAUACUGGUCCCAGUCGUUACUUGGAAAUCCAACGGAAGGGUUUGUGUCAGUGGAUAUUACAAUGGUAUACAAACGAAAACGUGACUUAAAAAAACCUUUUAAACCGAAGCACAUACAGUGAAUCCGCAAUAAAACAAUUCCACGCUAAUAUCCUUAAAUUCUUAUAGAAGGACCACGGAAGAAAAACCUUUGGUCCAAAGAAAGUUUCAACAGUUUUUGCGAAAAAUUGGAUUGAAGGAGCCGAGAUAUUGUCAUUCAAAGCUAUUGAAUUAAAGGAUUUUAGCGUGGACUUUCUGGUUUAUCGGCUUUCUAGCAUUUUUCUGCGGAAAAAGGAAAAGGGAAACCUCUCACAAAGGCGGGAGGGAUCAUUCAUUUAGUAGGGGGACUAAACUCCUCCGACCCUACUCCCCAAAUUUUGUACAACCGUACUUAGUUGAAGACACUUUCAAGAGUUUUCGUCUACUAGUAUAGUAUUAUUAGAAAAGACCUGAUUUCCAAAUAUACUGAGAAUAUUCGAAUGUUUGUAGGCGUCCAAAUCUUCGCUUUUUAUUAUAAUAGCUUUGUUUAUAUUGAAUUUGAAAACUAUAUGUUCUUUUUGUUUCAAGUUCCUCCAAGAUUUACAAUCGUACCUCGCGAUGCCGAGGCGCCAUCUGGAAGUAGUCCGAUGUUCAGCUGUCAAGCGAGUGGGGACCCUGUGCCGACAAUACGCUGGAGUAAAACCGGUUCGAGCAAGUCCCCAACCCAGCAACUAAAGAAUGGCAGUUUGUUGAUUAGGAAUAUUCAAAAGGCAAACGAGGGACGUUAUUCUUGCUUAGCGUCCAACAGUUUAAAGAUAAUUAAAAGGGAAUUCACUUUAACAGUUUACAGUAAGUUUGACUUCUUUUGUUGAGAUUCUUAAGGCUCAAGAGAAUUAAGUGUAAAUCAGUCAAUGAGUCAUGAGGCAUUGGGCGCUUUCCAUUCAACCCAAAAUUCCGGACAUUUCGGUUGGUACAUCAAAUGGAACGGACCAUUUCGGUUUGGUCCAACCGGAAUAUUUGGGGACCAGCUUUGAAGGUAGUCCUCUUCGACCGAUCUGGUCAUUUUGGGCGGUCGGACCGAGAGGUCCUUUUCCAUUUGGCAAAAUUAUUGUCCCCAGUACCGCUCUUUUGUAUCCUGCUUACAAGAACAAUAACCAAACGCGCGGUGGAUUGGGUCGGGUCUGUGCAACCGGAAUGUACCGUUCCAUUGGGCACGUGGAAUUUCCGACAUUUCAAAUGGGAAUUUUGUUGAACGGAAAGCACCCAAUAUUUCGAAUCUCUGGGUUUGGUAGAUAUAGCGACAAACCACUUCGGUUAACCCUGAUCACUAAUAUCAAUAUUUAUCUCCAAUUGCUAUUGUCAGUGCUUACCCCUAAUCACUAUGCUUAAACCAGACCUGACUUAUAACUUGAUUCAUGACUCAUUGACACAUUUGGCACAUAAAACAAGAUUUUUCAAGGUUGGAACGUUUAUAGUAGUGUUUAAACACCUUGGGUGGCAGGCGUCGAUAGGCCGAGCAGGGGAGGAGGGGAAAUAGGAAAAGGUUUGGGAGAAGGGGCCCUUCUCUCCUUUAUCCCUGUUCUUUUUUUCUUUCCCUUUCCCCCGCCCUUUUUGAGCCUUCCACGUGGGCUAUAUUUUGACCGCUUGAUUUCUGACGUGUUGUUUAAGUAGUAAGGUCGCGAUGUAUUUUACCAAGUUAUGUCUGAAGCUUGCUUACUUGUCUUAAAGCAGGACAUAAUUGUAACAAAAUUUAGAAAACGUGUAAACUAAUUAAGGUGAUGGCUAUUAAAUCAGGGUGGUAGUUACAAUAUUGUUAGCCACCGAUCGCAGAAAUUUUUUUCAAUCUUUCAAGCUAUUAUCCUGCGAUCAGGCGAUCUUUCUUCCCUUUUGUUUGGGAGACUAGAAAAAAAAACGCCUGAUCGCAGGUUAUUAAACUAUAAUCUCCUUCUACCUUGCCUACCUAAGAAUAUUUUGAUUUUGGUAGCAUUUGCUAGAGGCUUAAGAUUUUGUAACUGAAAUAACGUUUUCUUUGUCUAAAUUGCAGCCUCAUGUAGAAUAGACCCUCAACAAAACGCAUUCCACGAACCAGAUAAGACGUUCUUUCGCGUUGGUGAAAAGGUCACUUUUCGCUGCAGUCCUGGGUUUGAAACGAAACAGGAUACAAAUCUAACUUGCCAAAAUGAUGGAAAUUGGGAUAAAAAUUUUCCGCAAUGUACUGGUAAGUUUAGCUUGUUCCUGGCUACAGAUAGCAGGGAUGGUGAAAAGAGAAGUUAGCAGGAAAAAAAAUUGAGAGGGCUUAAAGAGAGGGCGUGAUUAUGCCGUUCUCUUAUUUUUCCCUCUCCCUCUCUGCCGCUUCUGUUUUUCUCUUCGCUUUCUAUUUCGCGCCACACUAUCCAGUGGCGGGACAGAGCAUCAGGGGGGGUCAUCGGGCCCUGAGGGGGGCGGUCUCAAAACAAACUCCGUUUGGUCUAAAAUAAGGGGGCACAGGACCCCUGGAUCCGCCACUGCUAUCGGAACGCCUGCAAAGGCUAUGGUUAGUUAAAGCAAUGAAGCAUAGAUACAUAUUGAUGGAUUAUAAUCCUGCGGUCAAUAGAGAGGAGAACUGUGACGUCACGUUACCAUGGUAGCAAAAUUUCUGGAUGACAACAAUAGGGAGCUUAAGCACAGACAGCGGCGAUGGGAACGACUGACGACUGAGAGAUAGUAACGAAUUAGUCAGAACUUUCAUUCUGACGGCACGGUUUAGAGCGCGCAGAAGGUCAUGGGAUAUUUUGGGACUAUUUAUCUUUUUGGCGUGGGAUUUGGGGCGUUCUACGUCAGCUCAGUCGUCGUUUUUUUGUUAUUCAAAGUUUCUUUUCCGAUAGUUUAUAUUCUUAGGUGUUCAGAUCUGUAUGUUUUUGGAAUAAUCUUAAUUCGGUAUAUAGCUUAUGCAUUUAGGUAUUUUUUGGACUAACACUUCCAGCAAACCACUAUUUUAUGUUCUAGGCUAUAACGUGUGCCAUGCCAGAUACGAAAAAUCACUAAAAAAAAACACACCCUUGAGUGGUGGCCAAAAAAUGUGUGGAAACAUAUUCCUCUCCUGUUUUUCAUAUACUUUACUACGGUCGAAUCCCGAUAACUCGAACCUUUAAGAAGGGAAAUAUAAAACAGUUCGAGUUAUCGAGGGUAAAAUAAAAUAGAAAGCGAUCUGAAGGGAAUGAAAAUUGCUUCGAGUUAGCGGGAGGUUCGAGUUAUAGAGGAUUCGAGUUACCGGGAGAUGACUGUAUUACUGGGGAAAAUCAUUCGUUCUACCGAGGACUUCGUUAUCUAAAGGUUCGUUAUAUAUCGAGGAUCCACUGUUGAACGGUGAAUACCUUGUCACACAGACUACUCCAAAAAGUGACUAAGAAUAUAACAUUGAUGUAACUUAACUAGCCGACAUCUGCAUCAGAUGACUGAUUGUCGCAUCCUAAAAAUAAACUUUUCGCAUUGAAUGUGUCCUGUUAGUGGAGUCAGAAUUUGAUUCAUUUGUUAAGUUUGUUUGAUUUGUCCUCUUCGCCAGACAUUGACGAGUGUGCAAUCCUUGCCUCCAUCCCAUACAAGAAUACCACCAUACUUCGGAGUUGUCACGAGAAAGCUCGUUGCCUGAACACCGUCGGCUCAUAUAAAUGUCAGUGCACCACUGGAUAUGCUGGCGACGGAUUUGCUUGUGUUGGUAGGGCUUUUGUUCUCAUAAUUGUCAUUGCUCGUUAUACAUCGUCUGUCGAUCGUAUGAACUAUCAUCUCUCUCCAGGCUUCUCUACUUUGACUUAACCAGAUUAAGAGAAACAACUCGAUAACGCGUUUGUCUGCGCUUCACACAGGGAUCCAAGGGCUCAAAUUGCAAUUUUCCCGCCCUUUGCAUUAGGUGUAUGUUUUCCCUUGCUUUGGACCGGCUGCGUCUUAUCGGCUGUGGUUGUUAACGGCCGAUAUUAUUCCUCUAACUUUGAAUAGUUUGUUACAUUACCUACUGGCUUGUAUAAAAGUUGUGGUCGCUUUAAAACUUCUUUGUUUACUUUGUGCCCACUUUUUAUUUGUAGCUGUUUGCAUGCCACCAAACCAACAACCUAAUGGAAAAUGGACACCAAUGAAACCUAACUACCAGAUUGAUGACACAGUUUGGCUAGAGUGUUUGACAGGGUACAAGCUCGCAAAUCAAAAGCUUUCAAGUGUUACGUGUGGGAAAGACACCCUAUGGAGUACCCCUGGUCCAACUUGUCUUGGUAAGGGGAGAGUUUUCUUCCUGUAGGAAACUAUGUUGUGUGAGUUUCAGGAAAUUGAAGAAUCAGACGGCUAAGUCACAGAGAGGCGUAAAGCGCGCGGCGAUGGCUCCUGGAUAAACCGCACUUGCGUAAUCACUUGCGCAAUCUUCAGUCGUCUUGGGCGUCGUUUUUUAAAAAAGGGUUUUCCGACUGUAGGAUAAAACUGAAGUAGAACACAUCUCGCCAGAAGGUCUGGCCAUCUCUCGGAGUUAUUCAUCAUGUUGUUUAAUUGCAGAGUAGUUGUUGUUACGUGACUGAGACUGCUAUAUGUCCUUCAGGAUUCUUCUCUCGUGCGCAUUUACCUCACUCGCUUGCUCGCUCGCUCGCACGUAACAUGCUUGCCUGCGCGACAAUCCCGAGAGACUGAUAGCAGUCUACCGCGACCUAGAUCCAUGAUGCUCGACUACCCGCGAGGUCUUGGAAAACUUACCCUUAUACAGAAGAGUACAGGCGGAGCUCUGCGAUAGCUAUUAAAGAGAUAUCCAGCCUCCAUGUUUACACAGACACGAUUUUGCGGGUCGUUUCCUUCUAGAGUAGUGUAAAGAGAGACUAGCCUGCUGACUGUUGAAUCAGUUAUCUGUAGGGUACUCAUUGUAUUCUACCCAGAAUACACUCAAAGAUAACAUUUCUUGAUUCUCUGUUAUUUCUAGACAUUGAUGAAUGUACAGAGGGAUCCCGCUGCCAUAAGAAUGCUGAUUGUAAAAACACUCCUGGUUCGUUCACAUGCACGUGUAAGAAAGGGUUUGAAGGCGACGGCUUUGUAGAAUGCGAAGGUAAGAAAAAGAAUGUAAUGGUCAUUUCCUUCUCGUAAUGGUGAUUUCGGUGCGAUUUCUGUAACGGAGAGAAACUGCGCCGCGCCAUCUCGUUAGUGGAGAGACACCUAUCUGAUAGGUUCUAAGCCACACUUUGGGGCAGUGUGAACAGCGGAAGUGAAUGAGCAGCCAAGAGGACUGGAACCCACUGAGAUGGAAGUAGAUAUUCCGGAGUGAGGACUGGCAUUUAGAGCACCAAACACUCGCGGCCAACUGCUUUAUUUCCUUAUCCUAAGUACCACAAACGCCUGCAUGUGUACUGCGCUUAUCCUGGUCGAUGUUUUGUUUACUCAAGGCUGUUGAACGUUAGAGUGACGAAGCGGUCUUUCAAGUACGAUUUUCGAAAAGAUAUUAUUAUGUUUAAAGAAAUAAUAUUUUAAGAGUAACUUACAAACAUGCAAGACAAAUUGACGCAAAACAAGAAAUUGAAACCCAGGUGUCUAUCAUGCAGUUUUUUUAUCCGCCACUUUUGAUUUUUUGACACGAGGAAAGACAAUGACACAGACCGAAAGUUAGGUUUCGCAGUGUUGAUUGAUCUUGAAUGAUAGUUCAUUGACUAUAUCAAAAAAAUAUUUUUCAGAGGAGAGAACUCGAUUUCUUACCGAAACAACAGGGAAGACGUGGUCAUUUUCUGGCAAGAUGGACGUUUUAGUCGAUAAGGUAAAAGUAAAACCGCAUCCUUGUUGGGGUAAUGUUAAGCACUCGAUAUUAUAUCCAGUUUUCUUUACUCUGCGGUUUUCUUCCAGCUUGUUCGAAGAGAGUUGAACACACUUAGUUCAAAUUGUAAUUAUAACGCGGCGGGAUUAGCUCUGUCCGUAGAGCGCUUGACUACAGAGCAUGAAUAGGAGGUCGUGGGUUCAAUUCCAGGGGCCUGCUAAUACUCAGAGACUUAAAAUAACUCAGAAAUGAAGGUAAUGCCUCUGCUCGGCAGAUUAUGGUUUCAGUUUUACUCGAGGGAAAGUUAACUUCGUGUUAGGUUUACUUUUUUCUUUUCUCUCCCUGUACCAAAGUCUUAAAAGCCCUCGUAAAUGCAGUGUCAGUAACGUCCUAUGACGGUGUUUGUGUCUUUUCUUCUUUAACAGAUAAAUCAAUUUCAACGAAACAAUAUCACAGCUGACGAUCUGCUGGGCGUUGUGCUGAACUCAUCGGCUCCAGGCCCCCAGCAACUUCUUCCAGGUGACCUGCUGGUUGCCAUUAGAGGAAUGCGUGUUGCUCUCACAAGCAUGGACCCUAAACAGAAACUGUCCUCUGCUAAGGUACUUUAAAUCUGACCCAGCCUGGUCCCUAGUAGCCUGUGCCAGGCUCUCAGAUAGUAUAGUGGGAAAGUAUUAAAACGAGCUAAGCGAAAACAAGACACGCGCGUUUUUCGCAUUUCUUAUUACUGAACGACUUUCCACCACCAUCUCGGAGCUUGGAACAGGCUAAGUCCCUAGGCUUUCUCUCUUGCCCCGAUAUCCGCGCGAAGUCUGGGAAAGAGCGGGCGAGAGAACGAGUAUCUCGGCGAGUAUCUCUCGGUGACGUCACAGCUCACGGUAGAGUCCAGGAUUGACCGAACCGAGAACGCCUAGGGACUAGGCUGAAUCUGACCCUUGCCACUCAAAAUAGACGGCUUGCUCGCAGGCUAACCAAACGCAAGAGGAUAACUUAUAAGAGUAACAGCUGAAAAGUGCUCACAAUUAAAUGUCAAAUGCUAUCGCUAACGUUAGCCUGUUUUAUACUUUCUUCUGUCAGCCUACUCUUCAAAUUGCCAGUAAUCUUUUGGAUGAGCGUCAUAAGGAACAAUGGAGUGAGUUACAAGAGGUAAUUACCAUGCAAUACGUUAGUGCAUAUUGACAAGAUCUAGCUCUAUCACUCAUAAAUCUUCUCCCUUUCCUCCACUCCCAUGGUUACAUUUACAGAAGAUUAAAAGAUACUCCGCCCAUAGCCAAAAUGUAGAAAAUAUGAUUUAUCACCUCAUUUAAAAAAAUUGACGGCACAAAAAAGUGCGGUCUUUUGUUUGUUUUUUACAAAUAAGAAGGGUUUCCCCCACACAAUUUGAACGUUGCGCUUCAGCUCCAAACCGGAAAUGACGCAGAAGUGGAGAACGCAGUUACACGAUUCUGCAACAUUACAGGAGCCGAUUACUAAACGAGUGAUUUGAAGAGUUUAAAAGAGAUUUUACAGUCGAUAUUUCACCAAAAACUCUAUAACUUAACGCUACGCUAGUGUAUCGUUAGUUGGAUUUUCAGAAUAGUGCGAUGGAUGUUCCGAAAAUGUUCCGACACCCCUGACUCGUCCUCAGUCGUCUUCGUAACGUGCACGGUAGCAGAAGCAGGGGUUGAUGGAAAGAGAGGAGAGAUCUCCCUCGCUUUCCUCCUUCCCAUCUAACCUUGCGCACAACUACAGAGAGGUGAGAGACAACUGAGGACGAGUCUACUGACUCGACUCCCCUCCCCUCCCACCUUACGAUCGAGUGUUUCAGUUAUCUCUCCGUUUGUAAAGAAGCGAUACAACUGAACUUGAAUGGGAUUCUUUUCUAGGAAACAAAAGGCGUCACUGAGGUCAUGGCCUUACUAGAUAAAUUUGCCAUGGAACUGGCUGAUGAUCUAGAGAAACAAAGGCCGACGAAUGACAGUUCUGACAUAAAUAUUAAAACGGAGAAUGUUGGUGAGUAAAGAGAGCAGAGACCUUUAGAUUCGGGGAUAAGAUUUGACGUAAAGAUUUGUCGCGUAUUCUCAAAAUAUCGACACCCCGAAAAGCUUCAUUGCACUUUUUUACCACAAAAGUUUGCACGGUUAUUUUUUAUUGAUGGAGGUGAAAGCCUUUCCCAAUCGCUGGAUGAGACUUCCAACAUUUUAAAACUUGUUUCUUUUACUACGACAUUUUCGCUAAAAGUUAAACCCAUAGCAGAAUGACGAAGACUAUCACGUUUUCGCGCCGAAAUGACGUUGGUUCACGCGCGCACACUACUUUGUAUUUUGAAAUUUCUCGUUUUCGUAGUCGUCCUCAUCGCAGAAUUUAAAGGUCUUUAUUAGUAGCGAAAAGGAAACUAUUGUCAUUAGGAUGUUGUAAGGGUGAUAGGGUCAUCAAAAAGAAAAAAAUCAAAUUUGCCUUCGUGAGUGUAACCGUGAAAUUUCUCAAAUAUCUCGCACUGAGGGGGCUUUCCAAAAGUCAGAACUGGCCGACGAGACCGGUUAUAUUGAAAUGAAAUAUUUCGAAAUAUAAGUCUUUUCUUGAACGUUUUAUUAAACCCAUAUGCCUUGCAUACACCAUUUAGAAGUAAUCUGAUCUCGCUGGAUAGUCCUGAUUAAUACUGGAAUUCUGCCGACGACUGGACUGGUCUGGCUAGCCAGUUCUGACUUUUGGAAAUCGCCCUGAAUCAUAUUUUUAAAGUUUUACUGCUUUUCUUUUCUUUAGAAAUGAAGGUGAUGGUGAAAGAAGCCAAGAACAUUUCAACCGACGUCCAGUAUCCUGAACUAAGGAAAAAGGACAACGGACCUUCUGCGCAGGUUGUCUUGCCCCGAGAACUGUUCACAAAAUACGAAGGUAAUAAGUUUUUUUUUCCCAUAGAGGAAAUUCAAGUCCCGUCAUUACUUUCUCCUUUGUUUCAGCUUAAGACUUUCAAAAUUUUCAUAGAGCGCACAAAUCUGUUUGUCGGCGGGCCAUUGACUUCUUUUGUCGACUUGGAGAAGUAGGUUACUGCGUCUUUCAUCGCUAACCGCGACGGCAGCGGUAUCCUGAAAAAAGACUCAAUUUCGCGAAAUAUCAUGAGCCAUAUUUCGCUAUUUUUAGGAAUUUUUAGAUUUCGCGAUUUUUCCCAAACCGCGAAAAUCGCGAAAUUUAAUACUGGCGAAAUUAAUUUAGAAUAAGGUCUUUUCAACAAGCCAAACAACAUCUUUGCGCGUACUUCACACUUUUUGGUACAUUUCUUUGCCGUUACUGUACGAUCACGGACGUGAAACUGCUGGCAAUGUGACGUUUUGUGGAGUACGUUAACACACACAUUUCUUUUUCCUUUCCAAACUUGAAUGCGCUCUCUGAAUAUUUAACUCCAGGACAACUCGCCUGCAUUUUACAAAAUUUAAGUAGUUGGAAUAAUCACGAUAAAUUUUGAAAGAACGCGAGUGCACUUAAUAAGUGACGUUUUCACUGCCGUCGUUACCCUGUGUUAUUCACUAGUAACCCUUUGCUUCUUUAAUACAAUCCGAAAGAGCAGUGCACCAAAAUACCAAUUUGUAACCAAUUUCUGCGCUUUAUGUUCUGCGAAUGUUCGUGAAACUAGCUUUUGCCGGCAAUUUUCCAGCAAUUGCCAGCCUUGCAUUGUCAAGUUUUGUGAUUGGUUCAACAAUAUCUUUUAAGACAGGGUAAAGUGCACAAACUACAACUUUGCUCGGGGACGAGGGAGGAAGGAAAGAAGUUAGGCUUAGGCCAAACGUCGAAAUUUUCAUGAGACGAACCAAACUCUUAUUUGGGUCUACCUAAAUGAAGUUAAGAUCGUCUGUUGGGUCAGACGUCGAACUUUGGACGCGUCGAAACCAAUCAACUGAAUCAGAUCAGUAAUAAAUUUUCUCCCGAAGGAGGCCCUUUAAAAUAUACAUUAUUAUACAAAUUUUUUGCCCAUUAGUUUAGUUCGUUUUGCCCCAAAUGAGAAGAUGUUAAUGUUUAUCCUGAACGGGUCUUUAGAAACGUUCUAUCCGUCUUGGACGAUCGGAAACUCACGUCAGACGAACUCCAAACUCAUUCAGACGUCGUAACUUUCAUGAGGUCCAAUCUCGACCCAGAUUCAUCUCGCAUGUAAGUUUGGUUCGUCUGGGGUCGAAAUGGAUUGAACUCAUGAUUCGCCUAUGCUUUAAAGGCGUAUCGUGUUACUGAAACGUCGAACGACUUUUGACCUCCAUUGUCCAUUAUUAAUCUAAAUGUUUUCCUGUUUCUUUAAUCUUGUUUCACAUUUGUUUUCAUUUCAGGUGACAAUGUGGUCAAAAUAACCAGCUUCUUCUUCAAGGACCUGGCAAAACUAAUGCCAAGGAGAGCAGAGGGGUUCAAAAAGUAAUUUCAUCCGAGCAGUAAUGUUAAAAAUAACUUUACUUUUAUCGUUUUAAAACUAACCGAGAAACGGAAGUUACUUUCCCUGAAAAGACCACGCGCCUGCUUUCAGUGUGGUAAGCUUUAUUGGAAAAACUCAACUAACUUGACUUAUGUCGUCGUUGUAAAACUAACUGAGAGACGGAAAACGACUUUCCUUUAAAUGGCCAUGUGCCUGCUAAAAACCUAUAACUUCUUUUCCAGUAUUAUAAACUUAAUUCGAAAAAGUCUGUUUAUUUGUGGUAACGAUUCAUGGUAUUUCUAUUUUUACAGAUUCGAUGCAAGUUCUCCGAUGGUGUCCAGUUCACUGUCUCCACUUCCGUCCGGCGGGAAACUGGAUCCGCCCGUCAGAAUAACUCUGUCAAAUCAGGUACUAAGAUCUUACCAAGUUGUGAACAGACUCGUACCCAUUGUAGAUGUUUGAAUGUUUGAAAGUGUCGUGUCACAAGUACAAUCGGUGAACAAAAAUCAUUUCCGACACUUUGUCCUUAGUUACAAGAUUUCUCAAGCUUUACCGAUCUUAUCUACUUCAAGACCGAAAAAGCAAGCUUAUCCUCCCCUCACCUCCCCCAAACAAUGUUGUGUCACGCCACCUGCAGCAACAAACGAGUCAACAUCGGUCGGGGGGAUGGGGGGAUGGUCUAGAUCGUAUGUUUUUCGAACUCGCCAUUUGGCGACAGUGUCUGCGGUGAACGAUUUUUUGGUCACUCGCGUUUCGACGACAUGUGCGGAUGUCAUCGUCACAGCCAUAGUGACAGACUGUAACCUAGUCGCCGUUUAAGUGUCUUUUUUUUGUUUGUUUGUGGCGGAUGCUAUUUUGUCUUCGCCCUUUCCCUGACCCUCCGCGUGACUCCAUCGAACCCCAAUCUCCUCCUACCCCUAAAACACAUUAAUACAUGUUUAAAUAGUAAUAAUCAAUAUUUGCGUGUAUACUGAUAAGAGACUACUCUUUUACAGUAGCAAGUUGUGUUUUAAUUGCGUUUGUGUUGUUUUUAAGCCUGUAGAGAAAGAAGCGGUCACCAGAUGUGUUUACUGGGACUUUGAGAAGUAAGUUGUUUUGUUUGGUUUUGUUUGAUUGACGCGCACCAAUCGGUCAUACUCCACGUUUUCAACAACAUUUUGCAAACAAUCAAGUAAGAAUUACGGUGAAUGCUACCUGUGCAGCAUUUUCGGCACGUCGAGUAAUUCCAUGCGUUAACACAUAGGAAUGCUUUAUCCUAUGAUUUUGGGCACAAGGAGGGGAAGUCUCUUUAAUUUAAGGGAGUAUAUCCUUCCUUAUACAGAUAUUUAUACUUACUCGUAUCUGCGACGACAAGGGCGGUUAGCGAGAGGUGGAGAAAGUGCAACUGGUGUGAUAAGAGGGGUGUAUGUGAAUCCAAGUAGUACCCCUUGGAUCCGCCCCUACUUUACUACCUGCCUGUGUUAUUAGAGGCCUUUACUUGAUAGAAUUCGUCGACGUUGACGGCGAUUUUGGAUCGCGCGAGGAAUUGGUUUACAUCAUAUCGUGAGAUUUUGCUGUCCGCUCCGUUCAGCCACUUUUUUGCGUAAAGGCCUCUAUUUUAUCUUGCGUUCUCCUGUUCCCACGGCUGAGAUUAACCGGUUCAUUGUCAUUUUUUUAAUAGAGAAGCGAAUAAAAAAAGUUACUUUUAGAACUGUGAUUUUAUGCAUGGGAUGAUGUUUUCAGGUCCAAGGAACUGGGUGGAAGCUGGUCUGCCGAUGGGUGUAAGGUGGUGUCAAGCGCCAGUAAUGGUACAGUUUGCGAAUGUAACCACCUCACAAGCUUUACUUCGAUUUCUGUUUAUGACAAGGUAUAACCUGAACACUUAAACUCGCUUCACAUGCUCCCUACUUUCUAUCCUGCAAAGCACGCGUUUUCUAUUAUUGUUUGAGUGGUAGAAUUUGCUAGGGUUUUGUGCAGCUACAAUGUCAAGCAGUUAAGGAGCCGGGACGAGACAAAGGACACAGAGAAGUGGGUGAAGUAGACAGCUGCCUCUCUGCUAUCCCCCACAUAGUUCCUUCAGCCAAACGCACACCCAAGAUUUACCUUCCCCAGUGUUCCUCUGUGUGUUUAAUGACGGAUACCCAAAGGAGAUACUGCAAAGCUCUCUCUCGUCUUCCCCUACCCCACCCCCUCAAUAAAAGCCUACAGUGUAAGCAUGCGUUUUCUAUUAUUGCGCGAGUGGUAGAAUUUGGUCGGGUUUUGUAUAACUACAGUGUUGAAUCACCAAAACCUUAAGAAAAUGGGAUGGACGAGUCAAAGGGCACAGGGAGGAGGGUGGCGGCUCCCUACUGUCCCCUAUAUAGUUAUUUCAGCCUAACGCACACCUUUUACCCUCCCUGGUGUUCCUUUGCCUUUAAAUCGAAAGUGACGGAUACACACAGGAGAUACUGCAAAGAAUUCGUUCGCCCCGCCUUCCCCUCCCCCAAGAAAAGCAUACAGUGUAAGCUACCUGUUAUCGUAACGUUUUGUCGUCUUAAUUUCUUUACCAGGAACUCGCCCUUACUCUCAUUAUUUACAUUGGCUGUGGAGUCCUGUUGUUAGCCGCGCUAAUUGCAAUAAUCAGACACCUCUACAUCUACUGGUUAGUAGCUUCAACAUACAUUGUGCUAUCUGUCCUCUCAUUGGCUAAGAGCCUACAGUUAGUUUUGUAAAACAGCAAAACCAUCAGAUUAGUUCAUUAUUUUCUAGCAGAUAACUGAGAUGAGUAAUCUGUAGAUUGCGCGCGCAUUGCAAAUUUCCAAGAGCAAUGUCAAACUGCGUUCCAUUCGAUGGUGCGUUUGUCGCUAUUUUCCUAAAACAAUGUAUAAGAAGAACUAUUGGAUUCGGUUUUGUGAUAUCCGGAAUAAUGAAGAUAAGUGUUAACACCCGAAUACUUACCUCGGCCUUGGUUAUCCCGUAAAUCACAAAAACCUCAUCCGUUAAUUGUUUAUCAUCUGCCUUGCUCAUUAGUUCUUAUGACACUCUUGGUUGACAAUAACAGAUCCGUCAUUAUUAAGUCCAGUUUCCUGUUAAUCAUGUCAGUGAUAGUUGAGGACUGGAGUGAAGGCCAACGUUAUAGUGCACACAAGUUAAGCAUUUUCGAGAAGAAAAAAAGUGGCCUGACUUCUCUAAUGUACGCCGUAGGCUUUGUAAGAGACGCUCCCCCGGCCUCCCUCUUUUGACGCUUUAUAGGAAAGAGUAGAGAGGAAAACUUGGUAACGAGGUUGAAAAAGAAUCUGCUUUAAGCAUGAAAAUACAACAGAACGUCCUCAAUAGACAGACGCAGUAGUCGUCCUUGCAGGGAGGUCGGAAAUAUACGGCCAGGGGCUGUAUGAAGUUUGUCAUCGUAGGACCAAAAGAACUGUACAUGUGUGAGAGUUUUUUUAAGAGCUGCCGUUAAAAUACGAUUGAAACUAAUUUCCCAUCUUUGUUUUCUUCAGCAAGCGCCACGCGGAGCGUUCAAUCAUUCACGUUAACCUUUGUUUGGCAAUUGCCGCUGGCACAGCUCUCUUCGUUGGCGGGCUCAAACUGACAUCAAUGAAGGUGAGUGAUGACAAAAAGCAUUUUUCAAAGUAGCUUUAAUCUCUGUCUCGUUAGCCUACAUCACAAGACUGUAUCAUAAGAGAGGUCGCGGGGGCAAAUCUCCAUUGAGAUAAUGGCAUCGUUUGGCAUAGUGACAUCAAAGCGUCACUUUACAAAACCUGAGAGUAACCUCUUUUUAUCAAAUCAACAUUAGCUGCAAAUGACCGCUUGCAAAGGACCGCUAACGUAUAUCCCGCAGAACAUAGGAUGUAUAGAAGACCUGAUCAGCAAAAAUAUAUCAAGUAAACACAUUGAAAUCUGCAGAGUUGAUCGUGUUUGUCACUCUUUUCACCCUUGCACUAAAUUAGAAAAAAAAUGGCCACUAUUACGAGUCAAAGGUUUAAUACCUGUCCUUACUUUGUCCUUGUCCAGAUAAUGAACCGCGAUAAUUGCUGCGAGCUGCUGUUAUGUUGAGACUCUCCUGGCGCUUUUAAGUUUUGACAAGCUGCUCAUAGUUACAACACCAGAUUUCUGAUCUAACCUUAAUUUUUAUCGGCCAAGGAUGAGCAAUAAUUAUGGAGCUGCCACUUUUGCUUUUCUUGGAUCUAAAAUCUUGGAAACCAUUCCCUCUGAAUUAAAAAAGCUUUCUUAUAACCUUUUUUAUGAGCAAUACAAACUUUACCUUUUAAAUAUCCAAUAAGUAGAUUGACUUCUCUGCCAACACUACCAAUAAUCAUUUCUAUUGUUUUUUAUAAGAUCGUAAGUACGACUUUUUGCACUUUUAAUUUUUCUUUCUGCCCUUGUACGUUACUCGUAGUUCUAUGUAGAUGAUUAACGCCAGUUAAUUGCACGUGGCAGUGACCAAAUCGAAAGCCCAAGCUCCUUUGGUCACUGCACACAUUUCACCUUUCAUGAUUGAUAUAAUUUGUUGUUCUUGCUUUUGUAAUACUAGUAACCUCUUGUAAUAGUGCAAAAAAUAAAUAAUCUGAAUCUGAUUAACCAGGUGGCUUCAUCGCAAAAAUUGAUGCACUCCUUGAUACUUUCUUAUCAAAUGAAACAGCAGUAAUAACUAUCCCAAAUUUACGGUAACACGCGCGAAGCCGUGCAAAUAACUCAAACCAGGAGAGAAGAAUGUGACAUAGAGGGAAACGCCCAGUCUUGCCCUUGGGAUGUGUGAAUUUCACCAAAGUUAUUUUUAGCCCAAUUAGACGCUUGAAAUUAAUCGGAAACUUGUUUCUGGAGAGGUCCUCAAAAUUUUAUUCGUGUCACAAGGGACAUUUUGCUCUCUUGGUGUGUCGCCAUUAGAAUAUUCUGCAUUGUUUGAUUUGAGGCGGUCGUGCGUGCACUUGAGGACGUUUCAAAAAAUCGAUUAAAAUGUGCGAACGCCCCAAAUAAAUAGCAAUGUUUUUUCACAAAUUUGAGGUACCCCUUGAUGCUUUCUUGUCAAAGAAAAAUGCUUGGAUAACUCCAAAUUUACAGUAACACGAGGCUGUGCAAAUAACUCAAACCUACUCUUAGCCUGAGUAGCAUUGCUGUAUUGUCGGGCGCUCUACUGAACGGCGGAGCCGCAAAAGCGCGCGCGAACUGGCGACGAACCCGCCCCAAUCUCUUCGCAGUUUCAUUGGCCCGACCUCAUGGCUUGUUUGCGCGCCCGACCAAAACCGCCAUGCUACGCAGGGUAUCCUAUUCUUCAACGUCAUGUGAGGUUUGUCUUUUAUCUAAUUAACGCCACUAAACUAUCUUUUCUAUUUUAGGUGGUCUGUCUUGUGAUCGCAGCAUUGCUUCAGUAUUUCUUUAUUGCCAUGUUCUGUUGGGCCGUGUGCGAAGGACUUCAGUUCUUUAUGACGCUUACAACGGGAAAGAACAAGAAAUCAUCCCGGCUAAAGUACUUCUUUAUCAUUGGAUGGAGUGAGUUGAAAAGACAAAUUUCUUUUGGUGGUUAACUUGUCUGCGAAUACAGCCGCCUCUCAUCGCUCCCCGUCGCUGGGACGCUUUGUGAGACGUUGCAGCGACAAGGAACGAUGUGGCUGAGGCAGCUGUAUUCACAGUCUAGUGUUGUACGUCCAGAUGUAAAGUCUGUAAAGGUGAUGUCAUAGUUACACAGGACGAUACGCAACGACGAUUUUUAGCGCAACACAGCGUUGCAAUGUUGGAGCAAUGUUGUAACUAUUCGAAAUAAUGUCGUAACAAUGUUGCAACGCUGUGUUUCGCAAAAAAUCGUCGUUGCGAAUUGUCUCGUGUAACAUCACCUUAAAGUAAUGAUAGCAUCCGGUGAGCAAAGCCUCCUUUUGUCUUCUAAAGUGAGGAGGAUAAAAGGAGACUCUCUGCCUGAAUCAUGUCAAACCUUUGAAGUUGCUGAAGCCCGAACUUCUCGACCAGUCAAUCUUGUUUUCUCUCGUCAAACCGGUGUUUUGAGUCCGAGCAUCCGUUUACUAAUAAACCGCUGGUCAUAACUGAGCCCGCUGUACCAAGCGUACGGCUAUUAAGCCUGGGUUCGAAACUGUAUCGGGGCAUCAAGCAGCGCAUGCUCAACUAGGAUCUUACUCGAUUCAUGUAGAGUCUUUCUCGAGUACGCCAAAAUCGAUAAGGCUAAAGAAAGGCUCUGGUAGGACGGUGUAAUGAUAGGAGCCCUUCCGUCGAUCAUUUCAUCAUUCAAUCCUAAAAACACAAUCUUUUCUUCAAGGAAAAAGCGCUUUUGACCCUUUCUUUUUUUAUUUGUUUCGAAGUCUUUCGAAAAGAAACGGCUGAGUAUCAUGCGAUUUCUUUAUAAUCACUAAGAUCGUGUUUUUUUUGUUUUAAAGCCAAUUAUAUAAUUCCACGUGGGGCCUAUUGUUUUUGGAAAACGACACUAAAUGGUCCUCGAAGGGUUUCAUGAGUAUCCAGAGGUCGGUAAAAACUGGGGUCUGUAAACAGUCUCUUACAAAUAACACUUGACUACUUCCAAAAAUAGCAUGAACGCCUCCGAGUAGUCCUCUAUUUCAGUUUUGUGAAAAACACACAUAGCAAAAAUUUUUAGUCUUCUUUUUCCUUUGACACCGGUUGAUCAUUUCUUCGUUUUUUCUGUUUCAGUUUUUCCCUUGAUUGCGGUAGGAAUUUCGCUGGGAAUUACCCGACUUAGUGGAUACGGAGAUGGUGAUUGGUGAGUUAUAUUUUUGUUAAUAUCAACAGAACUUACGGGUCGCCAACGGGAUGAUAGACCUUUUUAGCUGGUGUGUUUUGUUUUCCCAUUUCAGACCAUGCGAUUGGUUCUCUAGAGAACAGUUUCUAUCCACGUGCACCUGUGCAUAUACAUUAUUUAUUAAAAGACAAAAAGCAAAUUCCCUUGAGGACAUCAUCAUCAUCGUACAAGCUGAAAAGGUCUAUUUCGUUGGGCGAGAGUGCUUUUCCGCUGCCCAGAGGAGGAGCGCGGGCGCAUUUUUGCCACGAGGAAAUUAUUAACGAGUUGCGGACACAAGUCAAGACGAAGCUCUUGCGCGCAAAAUUCCGCCAGCUAUUUUCAGUGAUCCACUCUACGGAAACUCUAUCCCCACACUACAACACUGUACCCCUGCUCGCCGAAGAGUUUGGGUGUCGGAGGGAGGGGGAGGGAGACACACCCUCGUACAAGCUAUACAAUCAGGUUUCUCUACUGGAUAUCUCGCUGCCCAACGUUUCAGAAUUUGCGUACCGAUUAAUGAAGGUGGAAGUCAGCCACAUAUAUUUGCCACAGAGUUAUGCGUUGUAUAAUAUGAUCUGUUUUGAAAGAGGUUAUUGUAAUCAGUCUGAUGGUUUUAUCAGCCAUAUUAGUCCUGGAAUAGUUAUCAACAUAUCGGGGAACCAGUUGGUCUGAUAUUGGAUGGGUGUGGGUAUAAUUAUUGGGUUUCAGAAACACUUAGAUACUCUACUGUUCUAAUGCUAUUUGCAGGUGCUGGCUUGAUUACAGCACUGUUUUGAUGUGGGCCUAUGUUUGUCCUGCGGCUGGAUUUAUCUUUGUAAGUACAUAUUUUCCCAAUUAAGUGGCCUGUUUCCAAUACAUGGGUUUUCAUAGCUUAGUUGGUAGAGAACUGCAGCGCUAACGCAGGGUCCAUGGGUUCAAAUCCCGUUCAAGCGCCGAAUUGUUUUCGAGUUAAUUUGCAAUUUAUUAAAUUUUUAUAGCUCUGCGACGAUGAUAUCUUCAUUUAAAUAUGAAUGGACAUUGACAUUGUUGAUUAUGAGUACCGUAAGUCAGUCAUCAGUCCUUUAGCCAUUCAAUAGACCUUCUUCACGUCACUCACUCGUCAUAUUCGCCACCAUAGAAACGAGAAGGAAGCUUGGCCCAGCUACCCUUGGCAAGGAAUUCUGGGACGGUUACUGGGGACAGGGAAAAAAAUUGCCAAUAGGUGACUGGUGCGUUUAGUAACAAUCCCAGGCACAAUUGCGGGACACAUUUCGGCUCCAGUCUCCUGCUCAUUUCUAAAGUGGCGAAUGAUUGACGGAAACAGUAUUUAAUUCAUUUCAGGUUAGCCUUGUGGUGAUGAUUGCUGUUUUCUGCGCAAGAGGUAGAGCAAAUGCCGACCCCACUGACAAGAGAAAAGUGACGUAAGUCAACUUCAAACGACAACUUCUUUACUAUCAAGUCUUUUUACCAAUCUAAAUAUGAUCUUCACUGGGUCAUAAACAAUUUUUUUUUCUAAUUUGGUCCAAGGGUGAUAAGAGUGACAAGCACGAUCAGCUUUGUAGAUUUCAAUGUGUUUACUUGAGGUCUUCUAUACAUCCUACGUUCUGCUGCAUAUAGAGCAUUUUCACUCACGUGGUCAGCAUAUAUGCAUAUUUAUUGGAACAAAAGAAAGCGUUUGCAUAUGAAAAGAAUUCAACUCCCACAGGAUUGUCUUGGUACACCAACAUGGCUGCCGUUUCAUUGUUUUGGAACACCAAUAUGGCCGCUGUGACGUCAUGUGAAAACACUCUAUACGUUUGCGGUCCUUUGCAGUUAAUGUUUAUUUGAUAAAAAAUGUUCCUUUCAUUUCACUGCAACUACCAGAUUUCUUUUUUUUGUUUGUUUGUUUUUCUUUCUUUAGCAAAGAAGGACUAUUUUUAUUCUAUAUCAAUAAAAAAAAGCCAGCGGGAAAGAAUGACGGACAAACAAAAGAAAAGAAAGAAAGUAUCUAAGAACUACGUAAUAUUCGAAAUCAGUAACACACAAGACGGGAGAAUGGUAGCUUUCAAUGCAACACCCUCUGGGAUUGAUUGAGUGUACAUGCGUUAAUUACAACAGACCUUUUUACCGAUACGGCGGCCAUAUUGAGUAAGUUAGAGUUAAGGAGUAUUAUGGGAUGCCUAUGGGGCAUGAGCACGUUCCGUUUAGUAUUUACGAGCGUCUUUCGGGGCAUUUUUUCUUAACGUUUUCUUAGAAUAAGAUUGUAAUGGGAGAAAAGAUCGUUGUGCAGUGUUUGGAUGUAAUAAUGAUCGCCUUUUUCCCGAGAAAUAUACAGUGAAGGACCAUAUUUCUAAUACUGAUCGAGUACAACGGAUCUUGCCCAUGCACCCUGGGCAUCCCAUAAUACUCCUUAAAUCGAAUUAAUUCAAUAUGGCUGCCGUAUCGAUAAAAAGGUCUAUUGGUUAAUUGUAUCCAUAGACGACCAUUAACUUAGCCUGCCUGCAGACUUCUCCCUUCUUAUUUCCUUUAUUUAUUUGCUCGCGAAAUAGCAGACGUCUGGACACAGCCUACCAUGAAGCUGCUUAUUUUGUCCACCUUGACUAUCCUGUACCCAUUUUCCUCCAGUGUAUAGGGAGUGGCAUUGGCCAGUUUUUGAAUUAUUAAAAGCCGUAGUUGGCAGUUUAGAAAUGAAUCGCAUUGAGAUAAUAGUUCAUAUGUUUUGGUCCCCUCAGCCUCGAAGCCAAGUAUGAAUUAUGUUGUUUCGAAACUAGCUUUAUGUAAUCAGCAGUAUAGAUCGUUUUCACUGUCACGUAACAAAAAAAUAAAUUGGAAACUGUCCAGUGGAAGAAGCCAAGAAAAUGAAAUGUUAUAAGAGACUAAUAUAUAAACAAUUUGUCCAGGCCUCAGGUCUUUGUGGUUCAAGGUUUCUGAGUUAUUUGCCGAAACGUUUCACGCACCUUUGUAGAGCUUUGUAUGGAGACACCAUAUUGGUGCACCGUUUUGGUGCACCAAUAUGGGGGCCGGAAAUCAACAAAAAAAUCUGGAGUUCACUUUUUCUACCAAAGCUCUUUCUUUUCACUCGAGAACUAGCAUACGUGCGCAUAAACAUAUCUUGUAAUACUUGCAAUGGUUAUACUUCUGAAAAUCAAGAGGAGAGACUUUUUUUCAACGAGACAGCAUAUCCUAUAUUAGGGUCACGCACUGUGAAAACUCGGAAGUUCAAAUUGCUGUAUUUUUGAAAUGAAACAUGCUACGGGAAUGGAAACUUGUGUAGAGAUUUACUUUUUGUUUAUCCUCGACCUAGUGGAAAUAGGAAUUCGUAAAACCUCUCUAUUUUGGCCUUACAAUUUGACGUCAAUGUGAAAACUAUCCAUUCUCUCUCUUUUUAGCCUCUCCAUCGUGCUUCUUUUUAUUUUGAUCAUUGCAAUCGCCGGGACCUGGAUUCUAGCUGCUAUUUACGUCAAACAUCAUGAAACCAGCUACUGGCAGUACGCUUUUGCAGGUGCAUGCGGCUUUCAGGUAAUAUUUCAGUAAUGUCUUCGUUACGUCACGCAGUACAAAGCAAACAUUACCUGGUUUUACUAAUAGCCCCUUUUGCAGACGUACUUUAGCUCCAUUACGCAAUCCUCUCCAACGUGAGCAUUUCGUAUCGAGCCAAAAGGACUUCGGCUAGACUGCGAGCGGUCUCUUAUUUUCCUGUUGAGUCACAGUAGUUCGAGAGCGCGCGUGAGGGGCGAGUGGCGAAGCCGCGAGGAACGAGGGCGCAAACCCGAGGAAGAAAAAAAAACAAUAAGAAACUGCGAUGGGAUCUUUGAUCUGGCGAUCUGCCGCUUUUCACGCCUCCUUGGUUGACAAUUGACUCAAUUUCACUUUUUUUUACCUGUAAGAGACUGAGAUUGUUUGUUGUUGAAAAGUGGCGAUCUAACCAGGAAUUCCUGUUUCACUGAAAUGGUAAUUUUAAAAUACAAUAAACACGUGCGCGGUCUUCCUUUUUUUCCUCCACCCCAACUUUUCCUCCUCUUUGCAAUCAAUUUGAUUAAGUUCACUUUUUCGCUCUCCGCGCGUGGUCCUGAGGAAAAAGAGGAUGACCCCUCGUGGUCUAAACGUCUUCAAGAGAUUUAAUAGCCUGAAUCAUCAUACAAUUACACUUUUAUAACUUUAUUUUCUUCUUUUUGUUUUUUUUUCAGGGAAUUUUGCUGCUUUUAUAUUGUCUCAUAAACCAGGAAGUGAGUCAAAUUGAUCAUUUAUUUAAAACCUGUACUACGAAGACACUAACUGGGGAAAAUCUUUAAACUUAAGUUAAACCUUUUGAACAAAGACUUUUUGUAUUAGCCUGACAAAUUAAAAACAGCCGACAUUUCGCGAUGCCACUGCUGGUUUCCCCGCGAAAUGACGUCUGAGGAACGACUGCAGAAAUUCAAUACUAAUGACCUGUCAUUACCCAGAUCCGGUCAGUUCUUUUGAUUGGUUAAGGCAAAUUUUCCUCGCGGUACGACCAAUCAGAAGCACCAUUCAGAUUUGUGUAUUGACACGCCAUCGAUAUGGAAUUUCUGCAGUCUUUCCUCAAACGUAAUUUCGCAUGGAAAACCUUUAGUGCUGUCGCGAAAUUUCCACAAUCUGAUUUCUGGAUUAUGCUUAUUUUUAUAUUUCUGUUAAAUGAAAUGAAUUCGCGAAAAGGGGUGAAAUGGUAACCGUGGCCAAAAGAUAGAUUUCUGGGAUCACUUUAGGGUUUCUGGGAAACUGCCCACCUACCCCUCCCCGAAGCCAUCAUUUUGCCCUAAGUGAGAAGUAAGUGUUAAUGUUAGCUUAAUGGAGGGGAUAGGUGGGCAGUUUCCCAGAAAGCUAAAUUGAUCUGAUUUUUGUACACUUAUGUACGAAGGAAGCUCAAGUUUUAGCUGGUAUUCAAUCGUCGAUGUCAUCCUAGGAAGAACAUAUCCUCUUGACUGUUCUCAGAGGAUAUCGAACCUUACAUUUCUAUUGGUGAACUUGCUUCACUAAAUAAGUAAUCCCUAAACGUCAUUCUUCCGUGCGGCCAAUUCAUUUUUUUUUUUUUCACGUGUUUACCGAAAUGCACGGUCGCGAAGGCUUGGGAAAACGCCGAACUUUAAGGUUGUACACAGCCCUUUCUUUUAGCGUUAGAUUUGCUCGUGCGAGGGCUUGCUAUAAGGGGCUGCCAUCGUGGUUUCAAGUGUACCGAGUGGGGUAAGCUUCGGGUUUCGUAGGGUCAAGGAGGGUAGUUUUUCGUGCUUCCCACACACCAACGUCCGCCCUCUCAAACCAAGAUGACCGCCAGUUAUAGCAAGCGCACUUUCUCGUUGCUCUUAACGGAAAAUUGGAUACUGUGAGCAGCCUUCAUGUUUUACGACAAACCGUUCAAAUCUUCUUUAAUAAUCGUGGUUGAUUUUUAAAAUUGUUGUCCAUGCCACUCUUGAAAUUGUAAUUUUGUAGAGACAACUUAAUAAUUUCUACUCCUUUGAUGCAUUUCAGAUCAAGAACUUCGCGUGUCUUUCCAAACCUAAGAAACACCGACCAAAGGAAAAAAGGAAUUAUUACAGUACCACCGAUACUGUCCAGGUUAGCUUUGCCCUGAUAACUACUCUGGAAGCAUCAGAAAUCAAAUAAUUCUCACUGUUGCUAUGCAACCCUGAGGGGGGGCGUCCUACCGGGAGGCUUCGCCCGAAAGGGGUACUUUCUUCAGGCUUCAGGUAUAUGAGAAGUAGGUGUUUUACUGGUUGAAGUAUCUGUUAUUACUGUCUGUGGAAGGACCUUAAAGGGCUAACAGUCGCAUUUUAUGGCCGUGAAAAAUACAAGAAAACUUUCUGGUUUAAAGGGGCACCAUUUCCUAAUAAAAGUAUAAAAAUAUGAAAGGGGUUCCUUUUUUGUCGAAAAUGGUACAUCAACGGAAAUUUCACCCAGCUUACAUGAAAGGGUGGACGCAUAGAUAACCAGAUUUUUUUACCCUGGGUGCUCCGCUGCACGCGCUUCGCGCGUGCGAGAGCUCUGCAAUUAAACAAGAGCCCCUCUCAAACAGGCGCUCCCUUCUCUCCCUUUCCCCCUUAUUUUCUUAAAUAGUAGGGAUACAAAAGUAAUGCGAUGAUCUGCGUAUCGUUGACGAGGAUGAUCUCGAAGAUGCUGAGAUAAUCGAUACCCAUACAUCAGUGUGUCAAGUGUUUAAUGUGACUACGGUACGCUCUAUUCCCAACUGCUGUUUUAACAAACAAAAGACAUAAAAAUCGACUUCACGUUUCAUUUUCAAAUAAGCCAAGAAAACCUAUACUCCGUUGAAAGGAAAACUUUAUAAGCACCCCUUUUAUUAAGCGCCCGUCUUCCAAUAAGGGCCCCCUCCUUUCAGCCGUAAUUUUAAAUAACCACCCGAGCGCUUAUUCGAUAAAAUAACAUAACACUGAUUUUCUUCUUUCUUCUAGUAUUUCUCAUCUGAAACUACCGCAGUUGAUGGGAAAACGUACACAGUCACUAGACCAUCCAUUAAGGAAUCCAAUACUGAUCUGCGAGGAUCGUCCAAGAGGUUAUCCCGCAUUGGUUCAACAACAGGGGUGUUUGAAAGUGAACCCGAAUAUCCUUCCCCCAUAAUGGACACACCAGCACACAUGGACAGUGCAGUUAAAAGGUAAUUGCCAACAAUUUAGCGUAGGGAAUCUCCCCCUCAUUAAUACCCUGUGUCACCGAAAUUACAAAAGGUUUAGCCACCAUCCAGGGCCUGGUAAGACCAAAUAAGGUUAUGCUAGCCGUGUGUUUAAGAUCUUUCCUCAAUUCGAAUGGUCGCUUCAUUUGGCGCUGACUUUAAGCCGUUGGCCUUGUUUCUAGCCCGAGAAAACAGCCGAGUUUUCGCGAAGCUACCGCUGGUUUUCCGGCGAAAGUACGUCAGAGUAACGAGCGCAAAAAUUCCUUACUGAUGACGCGUCUCUACUCAGUUUUGGUUAGUGCUUCCGACUGGUCGUACCUUCUUUAAUUCAUCCCUCUUUCGUUUGGUAUUUUGCAAAGAGCAGUUGAAAGAACCCACCGUGUUUUUGGAAAGGGUUUUUCAAACUCAUUAAUUAUUCAUGCAGUCUAAGGCCAAUAAAUGACGACCAUUUGGGUUAGGUAGAUGAAUCUUUAUACCUAAUGAAACACCACCUUCAUCUGAAAAGAAAGAUGUUUUAGUGAUUAACACAACCCAUUGAAACAAUGCAGUGUUAGAGAAAACAUGCCACUGCUUGAUUUCUUAUGGUUAGGUCUCUGUUCAGUUUCUCCUCUUCUUCAGUCUCCGCUUCCAAAAAUUUUCAGCAGUUAUUAUUAAUGAUGUUAAUAAUAGUUAUAAUGAUGGUGAUGAUAGUGAUGAUAAUAAUUUAUUCUCGCGCUAUUUAACAUCGAUCCAGCGUGAUACCAACGACGAGGGAGAAGAAAGCCUCUUGAACCCAGCGCAGAAACAUGUAUAUUAAGACUGAGCUGAGAAAAAAAACUCAUCCUUAAAAUAACUGAACACAAGUUACUGUUAAGAGAAAGCAAAUUUUACUUUUUUUCGUACGAAAAAGUAAUCAUAUUCUCAUUUCGUCCAAGAUACAUCGAAGACCAACCGAUCCCAGAAACCCCUGCGGGUGAACCAAUCCAGUUGCAGUCAUUCCCAUUCCGAAAAGGAAGUUCAUCAAUCCCGGAUUCGGUCAGCGAUCGGCGCCCGGACGGUGCCGAAGAACCUGAAGUGUUUGUGACGAACUUCUUCGGGGAACGCAAAGGCUCGAAAAGCAGUGUGCGUAAAAGUUUGGAUACCUUAUCCAGUUAUUCAAAGCUGCAACAAAUUCCGGAGCGACAGCCCCUGAUGAGUGCAUCGGACUACCCCGCAGCAGAGUCACCGCCUCCUUACAACAGCAGACCAAGGCACAGAUCGCAGGAGUUUAAGGUAACCUCACACACAGAAUGUAGACCUUUUAACCGUUCAAGUCCCCUUAAAUUUCUUACUGCCUUUACCCAUACACAAAAUACUCCUGUAGAGUUAUGAAGAAGAUGUCACACAAAUUUAAGGGAGCACUGACCAUAAUAAUUUUUUGAUGGGUUUUGCUGGUAUUGCAUUGAAACUUGAAAAGGUUGGCCCUACUUUUUCAUAUUUUAAUCCAUGUCCAUCCUUGCCAUCCACUGCAGCAGACGACAGGAACAGGUUCCAAGCCUAAGUACAGUCUUAAAUAACAAAAUCGGCCCAUUAUUUUUUUAAUUCAGUUGAUGUGAGAAUAGUUUUAGCUUUUUUAACAAGAUGGUAAAGAACAUGACAGUCCUAUUAAAGAGCACUAUGCAAAAUUGAUCACAAGAGACAAUCAAAGGGAGAGUUUUGAAGGCCAUAUCCAAAUAGACUCAGAGUUCUCAAGAUUACUUGAACCUUUAGCCUCUAUUGUUAUCCCUUAGCCAUUUUGUACAUAUCGUGCAUUUCUUUUUAUAAAUUCUCAAUUUAUAACUUACCUGGUUUUUCGCCAUUAGCGUUCAAUUUACGACUUCGAAACCGGAUGGUGGGGACAAGGGAAUGUGUCCCCCAAAAUGAAAACACAUUUACUGUUAUGUGUUGCGACUUUUAUAUUUCUCCGUGCUUCAAUUAAAGGAAACACAAGUUUUGAAUCUCCUUAUGGGUAUGGCUUUUUGCUCAUUUGGUCUUGACUGAACCGUCCACCUAAUCGAGGACUAUGCAAACCACAUGGACUCAGUGCAAAAGUGGCUGCUGGGUUAAUAUUCUUUUGUUGUAAUUAAAAUUAGCCUGACUCGGCCACGCUUGAGAUAAGGUGUUCUUUUGAAUUUUGUACUUAAGAACGAGGCUAGUAAGGCUGACUUGAAUAUGAACAAAAGAAUAUGAACCACUGAGGCCAUUUUUGCGUAUGGCCUACAGUUUCUCCAAGGACAUAACGUCCAGUCUUAAUACUCGUUGCGUUUCUCCCCAGAAGUUAACCCCAUUUGAAGAAGAUCACUCCAUCGAUCCUAAAGAUGCUGCCAUGGAUUCCUCACGCAGGAAGUCGCGUCGUUCUCGCCGACGACUCGAAGAAGAGUUCGGUAAAACCGAUCGAGAAUCGAUCGAAAGACGCAAAAGGAGCCUACGGUAUUCGUCUGGUUACCUCAGUGGAGUCACUGUCGAGCAAGAGGUUCAAAAAGCGGAUAAACCUCAUGCAAGUCUUUGAUUAGGCUGCAAAACAAUAGUUCGUAUUUAUAGCGUAGUCAAAGACGCGUGAACAGUCAAACGAAAGGUCUGGAGCGAGGCUGAAAACGAAGAGUGUGACUGGGGAGAGACGCGAAAAAUGCGAGGGUGAACUCGGGCGUGUAAGCCGACUCUGACCCGACGGUGCUUCGCGUUUUGAUAAACCGAUCUUGAGAAAAAGCCCGACUGCUUUACAGUCCAGCCUUUGAUGAACAAGAUUGACGUACAACAGUAGUUUAUUUUUACAAUCAAAGAGAAAAGGACGUUUUGCGCCAAAGAUGUGUGAACUAGGCUUGGUUUAUACAGUUGAACUUGGUUGUGCGUACAAGUAAUUGUUUAGUGAAGAGCACCUUACUACAGGUUUCUACAUCCUGCUAACUGAUUUCGCGUGCGGCAUAAUAAUAUCUGGGGCUUUUGAAGAAAGUUCCAGAACGUAGAAAGGUAUACGUCAUAUGUGUGUCAAAGCUCCGUUCCUCUCUCCGAAAACUACAAGGGGAAUGGGUACAAGCGUUCGGCGCAAUGAUUCCUGGGAUCGGUUCGGUUCACAAGCUUUGCUUGUGAUUGGCUAAUGGUUUCCUUGAAUAACAUCGACCAAUCAUAACUAACACUUUUCCAUCCAAAAGAUCCCGGUAGUCACUGCACCCAAAGCUUGUACCCAUUCUCCCUAGAGAGUUUCUGAAGGGGAAAAUUGAAGGAAACGCAAGAAGACGUAUACUGGGAUCGUCAUUGUGCUACAAGCUUUAUUUCACUUGCAACGCGAGCUGUAUUAUCCGUAAGGAACACUAGUCGCCGGAGAAAAUAGGACAUAGCUGUAGCAGAGAAAUUAUUGCGUGAACUGCUUAUAUCGCAGAGGAUGGUUCGCCUUGCUCGAGCACAGCUGGCAUUUUGUUUUCCGAUUUUCCGAUUUCAAUAUUAUUUAUAGAGAAAAUCAGGCAUUUUUUUAUUAUUGUAAGUCUGAAAGACGAUAAAAUAAAGAGAG
Porites lobata is the source of this 44913-nucleotide messenger RNA. The record is from the annotation of a GenBank genome assembly. NCBI's taxonomy places the organism in Eukaryota, Metazoa, Cnidaria, Anthozoa, Scleractinia, Poritidae.